GGGGCGCGGACCGGCGGCGGAGCAGGCGGGGCCACCUUCAGUCAGCGCAGGCUGGGGCGGGGCGGGGGAGAGGAAAAGCUGUGGAAUGGCGGCCGGCCGGGACAGGCCGCUUCGGUGCUGAGGAGUUCGGAGGGAGGCGCGGAGAAGGCGGCCGUGAGCGGGUAAGCCUCGCUCCGUGGCGGCGGGAGGGCGAGGCGCUGCCCUUUUCCGGGUGUCCGCUGGAGGGCAUGGGCAGGAGCGGUUAUUAUGGGAUGGGGCAGUUUUUUUGCCUUCGCUGUGUGGGAAGAGGCUGACCCGGGAGAGACCGAGGAGCGGCGGAGGGUCGUGGCGCGGGCGGGGCCUUCGGGCUUUCUGAACAGGAAGGUGUUGGGCAAAGGUGGGUGGGGGAUCCGCGGCCCUCCAGGUGCUGCCGGUCUGCAACUCCCAGCAUCCCUUAGCCUCGGCUGCGCUUGCUGGGGCUGAUGGGAGUUGUAGUUCAACUUCAUAGAGGGCCGCAGGGUCCUCAGCACCUGGUGCAGGAAGCGGGCUGGGAUGGCAACCUCCUCCCUUGGGUGUGUGCCUCGUCCCCUCUACCUUCUUCGUCAACGCCCUUCCUAGGCAGACCCAUCUUUCUGUAGAAGUUGUUUCCCCUUUCACUAGGAGCCACUGGUGUAACUUCUGCUGAUCGAAGUGGUUUUUAUUCAUCCCUUCGGCCAAAAGAAAGAAGGAUGAGUCAGGGGGUUCCCGGAGUGGGUUACGAAUCACAGGAUUAAGAAGGAGGAGGAAAUAAGGAAAUGUUCGAAAGUUUAGUUGGGUUCUGCUUUUAAUAAGGGCUGCAUCACCCACCGGUGGGGUUGGGUGAGAGGGUUCCUUUCCAAAAUGAGAAACGUUGGUCUUGAUUGUGUUGGUCUAAGAUGGUUUUUGUACUACGGAGCGUACAAGAUGGUAUGCACACAUGCACGCACGCGUCUAAACUGCAAUUGCUUGCUCUCUCGAUAAAUUCUGAAGCAAAGCGCUCUUUCUACUAUGCAGUCUCGCACUGCUUUCUAGGUGGAAGAGUUGGAGGUACAGAUAGUGUCAAGCGGAGUACUUUGCUGCUGAAGCAAGAGAUCGUUUUUUGAGAGGGCAAUCCUGUAUGUCCUUAAGCAAAAGUAAAUUCCAGUGUAAGAACCAAUGUGAUGUAGUGGUUAGAGCAGCCUUUCUCAACCAUGGGUCUCCAGAUGUUGUUGGACUAUAACUCCCAUCAUUCCUGACCACUGGGACUGCUAGCUAGGAAUGAUAGGAGUUGUAGUCCAACAAUACCUGAGGACCCAAGGUUGAGAAAGUCUGGAUUAGAGUGUCAAACUGCGACUGAGGUCCAAAUCCUCAUUCAGUCCGGAUGCUUACCGAGUAAUCCUGUUCCUGUUGCUAUCUCUUAGCUUAACCUACCUGAUACUAGGAAUGUUGUCUAAGUAAAAACGGAGAGAGAAAUCAUACCCUGAGCUUCUUGAAGGAAGGGUGGGAUAAAAAUGAAAUAAAUCACAAUGUAACAAUAAUAGUUGUGGCCAGUAGGGCCUCCUUCCUGAUCAAUGUGUUUUGGAUUGCAGCCUGACUUUAUUGUCACCUGCCCAAUGUAACAUAGUAAAGCAUUUUGCUUCUGUAAUGUACAUCAAUGGCCUUGGCCCAGUAUACCUGAAGGAGCGUCUCAACCCCCAUCGUUCAGCCUGGACACUGAGGUCCAGCUCCGAGGGCCUUCUGGAGGUUCCCUCACUGCAAGAAGUGAGGUUACAGGGAACCAGGCAGAGGGCCUUCUCAGUAGUGGCACCCGCCCUGUGGAGUGCCCUCCCAUCAGAUGUCAAAGAAAUAAACAACUAUCCGACUUUUAGAAGACAUCUGAAGGCAGCCCUGUUUAGGGAAGUUUUUAAUGUUUGAAGUUUUAUUCUGUUUUUAAUGUUCUGUUGAAAGCUGCCCAGAGUGGCUGGGGAAACCCAGCCAGAUGGGUGGGGUAGAGAAGAUAAUAAUAAUAAUAAUAAUAAUAAUAAUAAUAAUAAUAAUAAUAAUUACACUACCACCCAUGCAGGGCAGAUGUAGGAAACUUUUGUCCUGCCAAAGGUUGCUGAACUACAGCUCCCCAUCAUCCUUGGCCAUUGUCCAUGUUUCCUGGGUAUGAUGGGAGUUACAAUUCAACAUCUGCAGGGCUGAAGGAUGCCUACACACCUAGCAUAGGAAAUGCUGUUAUAUUAAAAUGUAAAGUUGCUUUUUAACUGCACUUGGGGCAUACUGAGUUGGCAGUGCAAACAAUAUAAAAGGGGAAAGUUCUGCAGUUGCAGAAAAUUAUUGCUCUCUUGAGAGCAUAGGUAUGAAUGUACCCAUUUGUGUGCUCCGCAACACAGCCCUUUUAGCUUAUGGCACGUUCUUGGGUUUGCCCUAAAGCAAUGCAUGUCCUUCUCCAUCUCUUUCCACUUAUCUGGUAAGCUUGUUUUGGGAUUGGAUUUCCUAUCAUUUCUUCCUUAGGGGUUCAUCAGUUGCAAGUGAUGGGGGAAACUGUUUAUGAGUGAGGUGUUACAGUUAAAUGUGUUGUGUGAUAGGAAGGAUGUGGGUACUCUGGGACUGGAAGAAGGGCAGGGUGUUUUUGUGUUUAUGAUGGUGGAAGGUAGGACAACAGAUAUACUGUAGGUGGCACAGCUAGGUAAAGACAAUAAGAACAGGAAAGGGAAUCCAGGAGGAAUAAAGAGGACUUUGAAUGCGGGUGGGGCAGGCUUCUGACCAUAUUGAAUGUGAGGGUGUUGGUGCAGGAGACAAAGUAUGAAGCAAGUCUGCAAAGAGAUGGAGACUGUCUUAGUCAUUAAAAGCAAAGAUAGCCGUGUUGGUCUGUAAGGCUGGGGUGGGGGGGACCAAAUGCAAAUGCUAAAGUUGGGCCAAUACUUUUUUUAAGACCAAUACUUUUGGUUAGUCCCAAUAAAGGUAUUGUCCAGCUGUGGAUUUUGUCAUUUCAAUUGUAGGACUCUUGGUAGGAGCAUGGUAGAUUAGGGAGUCUUUGUGGUUUAUGUGGGGGAGGAGCCUAAAUUGGGCCCUAGGAUUAAGAAGUCCUGGGUUUUAAAGCUAUAAAGUGUAUGACAAAUGCUGUAGGCAUGGCUGGAGGUCUUGGGGUAGUGAUCUAUGUAUUUGUAACCUUAAAGUGUCAGUGUGACAUGGACAUUGAUACUUUGAGAAAGGUGGUCAUCCUGUAAUAAGAAUGGUAUCCAUGCUCCUUAUUUUAAUUUCAGAUUUAUGCUCUAUUAUAAAGGCAGUGGCUGGGCAGAGAUAGAGGAAUGUUUGCUUUGGGAGGCUCUUGGAUUGUGAAAUCCAGGGAUACACUGAAAAAUGCACCUGCACUCGGUUGGAGUUGUCCAGGUAUAAGACUGGAUUUUGUAACGUUGCCACCAGCAUUGGGGCAAUUGUGGUACUCAGUAGCAAGUAAUGAGACUCUAUGCAUCUGCACCUACAAGUUUAGACUUUGGAAAGGGAAGGAAGUUGUGUGCCUGCGGUCUCUCUUGUUGCUCUCAACUUUCGCCAAGGAGGUCAGAGCAGUACACAUACAGUUUCCUCCAUUUCAUUCACACAGCAACCCUCUGACAUAGGAUAGGCUGAGGAAUUUGUGACAGGCCCAAGGUUGUACAGUGAGCAGUGUGACUGAGUGAGGAUUUGAACCUGUUUCUCCUGAUCUGAGUUCCAUGCUUUGGCCAUUACGCUGGCAAUGGCAUGCUGCAGUAGGGGUGCCAGUUCUGGAAUGCAGGAAUGUUUCCUUUAUAUGAUGAAAGAAUUUGUUCCUUUAAGGCCACCUGAAGAUCUCUUUAAGAAACAAAGCAGGCCUUAUUUCUCAAGAAAGCCUGGUGGAUAUUAUGAUCGGCUUGCUCCUGAACAAACCAACAAAGUUUAUUAGCAUUUUUGUUUAUGUGGUAUAAUUUUCUGUGUGUACAUUGAUGGAAUUUGUCUCCGUGAAACUUGCUUUGCUUGUGAAAAUCUCACCCUUUUUGUUGGCACAUGCAGCCAGUUGCCCUUACUUGUAAAAUCUAUUAUGGGUGGAAUUGUUCUGGAAUUUACUUGCAUAGUAACCUUUUAAAAUGCAUAUCAGUUUUCGCUGGUGUGCAGUAUUGGCUGUGAAACAAUUGUCUGCUACUUAUUAAUUGCCCUUCACAGGGAGCUGCAUUUUGGGUGCUUUUCUAUAUAAAAAUAUGGAGAUAUAUUGAAUGCUCAGCUAAUGUUUGCCUAUGUAUGUAAGUAGAACAGUACAUAGCAUAAGAUUGCUUCCCUUUGCCAUCAAUACUAAUAUUAGAAAUGUCUGAACUCCUUAAUUGCCCUAGUACUUUACUGUAAAUAUCACUGGCACCAUUGCACCAGAACUGUCCUUGUUUUUAAGUUACCCCAAGAUUCUUUGUUUACAUAGCAUUAAUAUCCUUUGCCUUUUUUCUAUUUGUGUUAUUUUAUUUCUUAACGAGAGCCUUUUAUAGAAUCGUUCAAUAUAAAUUUCCCAAGGACUGUGCAACAUAAAACCACAACAAUCCAAUAACAAAAAUAUAGUGGUACCUCGGGUUACAGAUGCUUCAGGUUAUGUGUUUGCGGGUUGCGCACCGUGCCAAACCCGGAAGUACCGGAACGGGUUACUUCCGGGUUUCGGCGCAUGUGCAGAAUUGCCAAAUCACGCUUUGCACAUGCGCAGAAGUGCCAAAUCACGACCCGCAUGUGCGCAGACGCGGUGCUGCGGGUUGCGAAUGUGCCUCCCGCACUGAUCGCGUUCGCAAGCUGAGGUUCCACUGUACAGUUUAAACACACACACACAAAUCAAAGCUAAUAAAUAAAAUAGAAGUUUAUGCGUUGCUACCCAUUUGGAAUACAUGACUGAGCCAUUCAAAAAUAAAUCCCAUUUGCCCACAAACAUACCUUCCACAAACAGAAAAAUAGUAUUUGUCAUGGUUCCCUGUUAAAGAAGGAAAAGAACUGGGGAACAGCUGGCCAGUGUCUGCAUAGCAUAUCUGUGGAAAUGAGUCAUCUACAGACCAAAUGGUCUCAUACUAGUUUUAUUAGAAAUUCUAUUUCAAGCCAUAUAUAAAGUGUUUGUUAUAUUUAAGUUCUGAUUGCUUUCUGCAAUUAUUAGUCUGCCAGAAGGUCUUGGUGCAAAGUAGAUGCAUCGCUUGAAUUCGUGGUAUACUUCUUGUGCAACUUUUCAAAACUGAGGCUGCAGUCUUAUGCACACAUACCUGUAAGUUCUGUUGAACUCAGUGAGUCUUAACUUCUGAGAGGACAUAUAUUAGAGUGUCAUGCCACUUUUAGGUUAAUGUCAUGUUGCAUUGUAUUCUGAUAGGCAUAUGCUAUACACUACCCUGAAAUACUUUCAAUAAAGGAUGACAUACAAGUGUUUUUAAACAGGUGGAACAACUGAUUUAUUCAUCACACUUGACUAAUCUCAAUCUACUAUGGUGUCACUCGCAUUGUUUAUCUUGGAAUCCCCAGUAGAAAGGAGUAGGGAGGAACACUGCUUGGGUUAUUGGGUGUGGCCAUGAUACUUAAGUGUAAAGGAGUGGAGAAGCUUUCCAAAUCUAGAGUUGGGUGUCUUUAUUGUUCUGUAGUGAGAAAUUCCAAUUUGCCUUUUAGCACAGCCUUUUAGAUUUAGUUUAAAAUUAAAUACCUUUGAAAUAAGCCUUCCUAAGAGGAUGCGGGUGGCACUGUGGUCUAAACCACUGAGUCUAGGACUUGCUGAUCGGAAGGUUGGUGGUUCGAAUCCCCGUGAUGGGGCGAGUACCCAUUGCUCGGUCCCAGCUCCUGCCAACCUAGCAGUUCAAAAGCAUGUCAAAGUGCAAGUAGAUAAAUGAAGUGAGCCAACUAACAUUAAGAAAACUGAAGUGCCUAUCCUUGGAAUAAAUACUUGUACCUCUUCAGGAAAUCAUGCUGCAACAUGAAAAGAAGCUGCAAGCGCGGUUUAAGAGGGGACUGACUAUGGCUCUUAAGGGUAAAGGUAAAGGACCCCUGGCAGUUAAGUCCAGUUGCAGAAAACUCUGGGAUUGCUGUGCUCAUCUUGCUUUAGUGGCCGAGGGAGCCGACGUUUGUCUGCAGAGCGUUUUCCCAGGUCAUGGGGCCAGCAUGACUAAGCCGCUUCUGGCAAAACCAGAGCAGCGCACAGAAAUGCCGUUUACCUUCCUGUCGGAGCGGUAUCUUUUUCUCACAAUAAGUCAUGGUUGAUAACUUAUUUUAAAUGAGCAGUGUACCAAUGCCUGCUGCUCCAUCACACCCCCUGUGUUCCAUCUCUAGUGCAAACAAGAGCAACAAGCCAAGACUUUUCGCUUGGCAUUAAUGUCCAAACACCAGCAUUGUGUUUUAUGCCUGUGUAACAAACCAUGAUCAUGGUUUGUUCUUGGCUGGUGUGUUGUUACGUCCUGGUUUGGAUGUCAGACUUCAUGGCUUGUUACUUCUGCUUGCCCCAGGGGAAGAGCGAAGCAGAAGCAACUAGGCAAGCAUGUACUAUUACUCUGUUCAUGCAAGGUAACCCAUUUAACCAUAACUUAUGGUGAUGUGUGAACUAAAUUACCCCAUCAGGAGGCAGACACUGGCUGUUAGUGCAUUGCUUUAUUUGUAUUUGUAUUUAUAUGUCAGAUUUGCGAAUCCCCAGUAGAUGUUUUCUCUUUCUCGUGUUUUCAAGGCUUCUUAUAUUUUGUUUUUGCUUGUAUACAAAGUAUAUGCUGCUAAAUCUCAUGGUGCCUACUCAGUGCUUAACCAAACAAGAAAAGUUGAGUAGUGCCUAAUGGAUUGGUAUUCCAGUUAAUACAGCAUUUGUCAUACACAUUAUAGCUUUAAAAAGCAGCUUAAAAAUGUAAAACUGUGAUGUGGCAUGAAUAUCAAGUCUCCUGCAUUGCUACAGUCUUGGAAAAGCACACAACAUGCUUCUGUUACAAUUGCAUAGAGGUUUUUAUAUCUGCUUAACUGUUGUGGUUCCCUCAAAUCUUAAAAAUUAUAGUUUGCUGAUAGUGCUGCAGCCGCCUUCUCAAUUUGGAAGUGGGCGUAGCAGGUAUGAAUCUUGCAGUUGAAGCAUAGUGGUUGGGGAUUAUUCUCUCCUUGGCUCCAACCUGGAGAUGAGGUUAGGUCCCCUCUCACAUUUGCCAAAGGGUAAUGGGACACUUGCCAAAGGGUAAUGGUGACAGCAGUCACGAAAUUAAAAGACGCCUGCUCCUUGGGAGAAAAGCAAUGACAAACCUAGACAGCAUCUUAAAAAGUAGAGACAUCACCUUGCCAACAAAGGUCCGUAUAGUAAAAGCUAUGGUUUUCCCAGUAGUGAUGUAUGGAAGUGAGAGCUGGACCAUAAAGAAGGCUGAUCGCCAAAGAAUUGAUGUUUUGAACUGUGGUGCUGGAGGAGACUCUUGAGAGUCCCAUGGACUGCAAGAAGAUCAAACGUAUCCAUUCUUAAGGAAAUCAGCCCUGAGUGCUCACUGGAAGGACAGAUCGUGAAGCUGAGGCUCCAAUACUUUGGCCACCUCAUGAGAAGAGAAGACUUCCUGGAAAAGACCCUGAUGUUGGGAAAGAUGGAGGGCACAAGGAGAAGGGGAUGACAGAGGACGAGAUGAUUGGAUGGUGUUCUUGAAGCUACCAGCAUGAGUUUGAUCAAACUGCGGGAGGCAGUGGAGGACAGGAGUGCCUGGUGUGCUCUGGUCCAUGGGGUCACGAAGAGUCGGACACGACUAAACGACUAAACAACAAUGGGACACUUGGCUAUGGUGGUUGAAAUUGUGGAUUCCUGCUCUUACAUCUCUCUUCCCCACUUGCACAUUUAAAAUGCUGAACUGGCACUUACAUGGUUCGAUACAUUUUAAAGCACCCCCCCCAUUUUUUUUAGCACAGUGCUAUUGGGUUAAAAGAGUCCAUUAGAGGGAUAACUUCACUUCCAAUAGUAGGUCUGAAAAAAUGAUAGUAGCAAUUUGCCAUUGGAGGUUUUCUGCUUUUUUGCAUGUCCUAGUCACCAGGAUAGGUUUUCACUUACUUAUUCCCUAGACACUGCAGCUUUCACAGAUGAUAAGGCUAUUAAGUAGAAGCAGGGGUACAGCUGUACAAGGAUCCAGUUUUUCUCCUGGCAGUCAAUGUUCCUACUCAGGUUUUAUUUUUAUGUUCUUAAUUCUCCCUACAUUACUGAACUUUCGGAUUCUGAUCAUCUGUUUAUCUCUUUUUUUUCCAUGGGCCUGAAUAAAGUCUGUGUGCAGUUUAUUUUAGCCUUGUAUCAACUAUGAUAGAAAUAAAUGUCUCCAAACAGAUGACUCAUAGAAGACACAGUUGAGUUUUCUCUUGAGACAUAGGGAAAAGGGGAGAUGGGACUAUUGUUCAUUUAGCCUCACUUUGCAUCAAAGUUCCACAUUCCCUGUAAUAAGUAUAGGAUGUCAGGUAUACAAGAAAAUGCUGAACAAGUAUUAAAUGUCUAUCCAGGAUUAAUAGACACUCUCAUACUUGUUUUUCAGCUUGGUAGUAACCAUUAGGUAUAUUUUAUUUUUUACUUUCAGACUUGCUCAAAGUGAAGCUACUUAAAUGGAAUUUAACUUAAGGAUAGUAAGUGCAGUUAAGGUGGUUUUGCUUCUGAGGCUCUUGUUCCCACUUGCUUUCUUGCAUUCAUUGUCUUUGAUUCUCUGCAUAUAGUUUUGCAGGGGGAAACGUGAUACUGUCCUUUGGCCUUCAAGCAGCUUUACAGUGAGAUACUCCAAAUUGCAUCCAUGGGCGAAAAACAUUCCAUGUGGGGCAUGUUGCUAUGGCUGCAACAUGCGCAGAAUGCAAGCAGUAGAGCCUAAUUGGGAAUGAGUGCUGGUACAGUGGUACCUCAGGUUAAGUACUUAAUUCGUUCCGGAGGUCCGUUCUUAACCUGAAACUGUUCUUAACCUGAAGCACCACUUAAGUUAAUGAAGCCUCGCGCUGCCGGAGACCAUUUCUGUUCUCAUCCUGAAGCAAAGUUCUUAACCCAAGGUAUUAUUUCUGGGUUACCAGAGUCUGUAACCUGAAGCGUAUGUAACCCGAGGUACCACUGUACUCUCAAGGUUCAACUAAAAAGACCUCUUAAAGUGGUGUAAGAGCAGAAGUGAUAGUUCCCCUUUUGCACACAUCUGCUUGUAUAUGCAGCAGCUGGUUGCAUAUAUAGCUACACACCUAUAAUAUACGAGUUCGCUGGUGGGAUUAGUCCCAUAGCCCAUUUAGUUUAGCACUGUAACUCAAAUAAAGGCCUGUUGUAAGCCAUGUGAAACUCACAAGUAGGGGUAUGGUGAAGGUAGCCAUUUCUUAUUUUUCUCUUGCCUUUGAUAGUAAGAGGUACACUGUCUCUUGUCACACAAUUUCCAUUCUUAAGCCAUAGUGAAAACCAUAAUUAGACCUGGCCUUCAUGAAUUUGUGUAAUCCCUUUUAAAUAACAUAUAUGCUAGAGGCCAUCCUAACAUUUUGUGCCAGUGAAUUAAAGGCGGUUAUAAGUUGAAACUGUCUGAUCCUUUUCAGAUAUAUCUUCUCCCCAAUCAUGAGGACUAGAAUCAUUCUUUGAGAAAAGUCUUGAGAGACUGAAUAUCUCAGAAUGUCAAAUCCUCUGCUACAUUCUGUAUUCUGUGAGGAGCAUUUAAAGGUAAAAAGAAUAAAGGUGACUCACAGCCCUGAGGAUUUGACCCAUUCUCUCUGACUAACCCAGCCAGUGACUUCCAGCAGUAAAACAUCUGAAUCCUGUUCUGCUAAUUCUAGCAGCUUCUGGGUCUGGUUCAUUGGAGAAAUCUUCUGAAGGCAACUUGCACAAAGGCUUAACUGUGCCUCUGAGAGUGCAAAAGCUGUCUGUUUCCCCAGAGAAAUGCCCUUGACCUACCUAUUUUACAAAGCAGCAUUUAAAAAAAAACCUCUGAGAAACCAGAACAGCAUCAAGGGCAUUUCUGUGAAACUUUGCUUUACGUAAGAGGCUUCAGUUAGGCCUCAUUCCCGAGCAAGGCAGAUAUUAUAAAGCCUUCACGAUAAAAGAACAUAGAAUCUCAGGUUUACAUUGGUGAUGACCCUAGUGCUGUGUGUGUGUGUGUGUGUGUGUGUGUGUGUUUAAAACCACCUCUAUUUUAAAUUAUUUCUGAAACAAAUAAAUUUUAAAAAGCAACUAAUUAUAGCACUGGGGACAAGGAAUUUCCAGACUAAGAGCAUAAAUUAGUGGGUUACAUAAGCUGUUUUUGAAUAUAUUGACAUAUAGGUCAUUUAUUGCAAUCUGCCUUCAAUAGAUGACAGAAGAUAUAACUAUCAAGAAAGUGAUCUACAGGCCUCUUGUAAUCUCCUGGGUCUGUGCUGCUAUAUUGCUUAUCAACAAAUAGUCUUAGAUAUUUGCAAAGCAGCAUUGGGCAGAUGGAUACUUAUUUUCGCUGAGCAGCAAGCUGAGAUUUGCAGUUGCUAAGGGUAUAUAACUUAUAACCUUUAGGAUAAUAACUUUUGGUCUCAUUGAUUAAAUCCAGUGAUUUUCUAUCUAUGGGUGUGGUAUGGUACCUUGUUCUCAUAGUUCAGGCCUAUGGCAAGUUCACCAGAUAGACUUAAACUACUUUUCCUUUUCAAACCUUCGUCAACACUGGCCAAAUCUUACCAUUGUGCAUCACUUAAGUUCAUCAGAUUUAUGAUGCCAUCAGUUUAAAAAGUGCUUUGUCUAUCUUUGAGGCAUGGAGAUGUUUUCCAGGCCAGAGCCUCAAGUUUCUUUCUCUGGUUUCCACCACCCCCACUUCCUGUUCCCAUAACUUAAUGUCUCUUGUUUCUAUUUUUUCCCCAGUAGUAAGAACCUAAGUGGCAUAAAAAUGUAGUAGCACUUUUAAAAUUUGCAGUAUAUCUGAUUGAUUUCUCAAAAAGUUAAAUCUCUCAAGUAUUUUUAAAAUGUGGAAAUUGCAAGAACUGAGACCUGGAAAUACUGGUACCUAGGGAAAUUUACUUAUUAGCUAACACUUUAUCAUCCUGGAGGGUUUAAGUGAACCCAAAAUAUUUGCAUUGGCUCUUGAAGUUGCUGUUCUAUUGUAUUUGAUUUUUCUGUACAUUGCUUUUGUGAUUUUUAAAAAAAUACAAAAUAAAUAAAUUUACUAAAUCAAAUCAUUGCUAUAUUCCAUGAAUUUGUCAAAUCCCCUUUUAAUGACCUAUUGGCUACUGUCCAUCACUACCCAUCUUGCCCGUGAAUUCCAUAAACUAAUGGAUGUGAGGGUACUUGUAGUUGCUUAUUACUGCAGUACUUUGAACUACCUCUCUUUUGUAGUUGUAAUUGGACUUUAUGUCCUCUCUGACAUAAAGAACACUAUCACUUCCAGUACAUCCUACCCUCUUCUUCCUAUGCAGCUUUUAGCCGGGAAUAAAUGUUCCACUGACUUUCUCCAUUCCAUCAGGCUUCUGAUAUUUUUACUUUAUUGGUGGUCUCUUUUAGCAUCAAGUGCUCUACCUCCUCAAUCUUGGCUUGGUGGUUUCUAGUUGACUAACAGAAUGCUUUAAGAACUGGUGGUAGUCAGUAUAUUUUAGCUCUUGCCUUUCUGUUACUCCUGGGUUUAGUGAACUAUCCAGUUGCUUGAUUACACCAGAAAUAACAUCUGGACUACCAAGAAGCUGCUUAGGUUCUUGAAUUCCUAGUUUUUUGUUUGCAUUUGUUUGUUUGUUUUAAAUAAUCUUUUCCUCAGAUGCAGCUACUGUAUUUAGCCACUAGUAAGCGUGUCUGUAUUUGUGCAACUAAAUGUCUCACAGCAAAGACUGAAGAAGCCUAAGAUGUUAAUGAGGACAGGAGCUCAGAUUGCAAACGCACUUUAGCGUAGCAUGGUCACUGAUGAGACCGGAAGGCGCCCCAAGAUUUUUAACCUGGGUAUUUUAUGAAGUUUUAUCCUGAUUCCCAUAACUUCUGUUUCUUAAACUGAAUUUUAUCCUGAGGAAGUAAAACAUGAGUUUGAAGUAUAGAUUGCUAACAAAAAAUAUAAUGUGUUCAGAGCUCAACUCCUUUUCUGUCUUGGUACCAUUUGUACACAGGCAUUCCUGGAACCCACGUAUGUUAACGGAGUGUGCAUAAGUCUGCCCCACCCAGUUAUGCCUUCCCCCAGUUUCAUCCCCUUUCUACCUUCUUCAGGGUUACACGUCAGUGUUGGACACGUGCAAAAUCUUUGCCGCCUGUAUUCUUAUUUGAAAUGCUUGAGACAGUUUUGUUUUUUUUAAAAAAAGUUGAUUUUGUAUCUGUAAAAACAUUUUAAGAAGAUAAAAUUGACUGCCAUAAAUUUUGUAAUGUCAAAGGUUGACUUAAUAAUAUGAAUGCAGCCAUGAUUAAUUUAAGAUAUUAAAUCUAUUCAGGCAAGAAUGCGUGUACAUAUUGUAAUGACUUCCUUUUCGUACAAUUAAAGUAAUUGGAUUAUAUUUAAUGAGCUAUUUACAUUUAAUAAUUAAGAAAAGACUUAUCUUUCCAGUAUUCCCUAAGUGCAACAAACGGAAGGGUGGGGGCAUUCAGUACUGGGAUAUAAUUAACAAGCCAUAAGUUGAAACUGAAAGAGCUGCUGAGCUGCUGUGGAAAAGACUGCUUUAUUCCUGUAAUUUAGAAUUGCUAUUGAAAGAGCAGUGCAUAAUUUAGAAUCUGCAUUAAGGGAAAGCAUUAAGGGAAAGAGAGCUGACUGCUUCUAGGGACUUUCUUGUAUGAUACAAUUUUGGGCACACAUCCUGGAGAAUGCCAACAGAUAACCAUUCCUAGCUAGAUACAAUGUGAGAAGAAGGAAAUGUCUGUAAAGGGAAGAUAAAUUUUCUGCUUUUUCUGUAGGGAAGCACCCCUCUCUUUUGUAGUCUGGCUCUAGCACAUGUAAAUUUUAAGAGAGGAGAAGAUGCAGGGUAUUUCCCCGGUGAAGAAUGCAGUAUGCCAGCCAUGAGCAAAUGAGAGUGAACUAUCCUUAGAUGUACUUUGAUCCUGGAGUAACCCCUUUUGUAAAUAGGUGCAUAAAGGUUCUGUCUACACUAGAGCUGGGCGAUAUAUUGAUAUAUUGUCCCAAACCAGUUUGAAGGCCGUAUCGUGAUACUGGUUUCAUAAUUUUUGACCUGGUAAUAUAUUGCGAAUCGUGAUGUGUGCUAUGCAAAAAUCACAGUGUAGGAAAAACCAUGAUGCCAAUCAAUGCCUCUACAUAGCUCCAUCCUUAUUUCAGACAUCAAGAUAUAGUGGUAUAUCACAAUGUUUAGCUGGUGAUGAAAAAACAAGUAACGCCCAGCCUACUGUUCACCUCUACAUAGUUCCACCCAUAUUUCAGACAUUGUAAUAUAUCAGUAAAUUAUGAUGUUUAACUGGUAUACGUAUCACCCAGCCCUAGUCUAUGCACAUACAAACACACAUAGAGAGACGCAUGUAUGCUAAUAAUUUGUGGAAUGUCUUUGGGCAUGGAAGAAGAAACUAAGCAGUUUACAAAUGCUUUCUUGUCUGGUCACCUCAAGGUGUUUAUUUGUCACAGACAAGUGAUGAUUUACAAGUUUCCUUAAUCUCUUUGCAACUGCUGCUGGGAUACUGAAAAGCAUAGGAGGGUUUUAAGGAUGUGCCACCUAUGGUACACCCGUUGUUUGUAGCUGCCCUUACCCAUGUCAUUGGAGUAGAGGUCAUCUAUAGUUGAGGAGGCUUGAAGUGUUCCCCCACCCCUUCACCUGGGAAAGUUCAUGGCUUAGUUUAUUGCUGACCAGCCUAAUCCUUUGCACGUCUUCUCAGCAAUAAGCCAUGUUGGUCAGUAGCCAUAGAAUAAUGGUUGCAUCAAUAACAGUUUGAAUUCCCUGCUUGAAUUUUUGGUGGUGUGGAAUAUGCUAGUGAUGCAGUUUUCACAAAUUAGGUGAGCAACUGAAACACACUGUAGAACAAUGAGUGUGGAACCCUUUUCAGCCCAAAGGCCACAUUUCCUAAUGUGGAUCUUCCGGAGGCUGCAUGUUGUUGGUGGGCAGGACUAGAAGUGAAAGUUUGUGGAGCAGUGGAUGUCUCUCUUGCCUUUGUACCAUAGGCUACAUUCCAGCCAUACAAAAGUCAGAGGUUUCUGUACAUACCACGCCUCACCAUUAUCCAUCCAAACAGUCAAGUAACAUUAUCACAUGGAUCAAUUUUAUCCAGCCAAAACCUAUUAAGAAGGGCAUGGAGCAGGCCCAGUGAGGGGUGUAGUCUGGCAUUGCCUAGGACACCUUCCAAGGACCAGAUGGAGAGGCCUGGAGGUUUGCAUUCAGUCCCCAGGCCUGAGCUUUCUUUCUCUUCUGUAAUAUAUUUGCCAACUAGUUGGACUAGCAUUAGGCCAUACAAAGUGGCUUCAGUCUGUAGAAUUGAAUCAAAAUCUCUCACUAAUAACCUAGGGGGUAAACUAGGUUUCCUUUUUGAGGUUGCACCUCAAAAUCCGGUCGCAAUCACUGCACAACCAAAGGAGUCAUAGAUCACGCAUGUAAACAGCCCCCAAUGGCAUUGUUUCACCUAUUUGCAGAAAGUGUAUGUGCCUGUGUGACCCACAAGAGCAAGACUAAUCUGCUACUCACAUAGUAUUGUUACUAGCUUUGGGCAAGUGACUUACAGGCUUAGAGGUGGUGUAGGGUUAAGAAGAAUCCUACAGUUUAUAUUGCCAAAUCACCAACUUCUCUGUUUGGUUGUCUCCCUCUCCUGCCUAUAAUGAACUCACUGGCUGGUGAUAGUGGUGAUCUUUAUUGGUCUUUAUUAUUGCAAAUUAGAAAUAAGUGAAUUGGUAUAGUUUGAUUUUCUCAUUAGUAAGACAUUUGCUUCGGUUAGACUGGGGCAUGCUGUAUUUGCGAAACAUGACCAGAAAACAGAUAGACUCAUUUUUAAAAAGCUGGUUAAAGAACAUAAAUAGCACUUUUGAGAUGCAGAAGUUGCUGAAGGCAUGUUCUCCUCACUGCCUGUUUAUUAGUGACGGUUGAAACAUGCUGCACAUGUGCACACUGCACCUUUUUAUGUCCGAAAGAUGCCUGCUCUUAGAGCAGCUCUGUUAAUUUAUGGGCUUGAGUUAAUAUUUACCAUCCACAGAAAUGUGUGUACUAAAAUGUCAGAAUGGUGGCAUGAGUGCCCCUUCCCAGAACACGUUCCUGGAGUCAAACUGGCAUUGUGGCUUUGCAAAACAUGAAUCUGAGAAUGAAUAACCAUUCUGUCAUUCUUCAUUUAAAUGUGCAUGCUUUUUUGAAACUUGCUGAUAUCCAAACAUAACACAUAAAGUAACAGUUAAUCAAUCCUUGACCAAGUCAGUCAUUAGCUUGUUGACUUAAGUUCCUGUGAUACCCAGCUUACCGUGAUAGGAUUUUUUCCAUUGGAAGGAAAUAUUAGUUUUAAUCUAGUCCACACUACUCACUCACUAUAAAUUAUAUAACCAUUUAUACAAUGUGGGAAAGCUUUUGCCCCUUAUCAUUUCCCUUGUCUAUCAUUUAUUGCAUCAGUUCUAAUAUUGAAGGUGCAUAAUGCCUUGGAUGCUUGAAUAGCUGAAACCAGCUUCCACGGUUGUAGCUCUCUGUAGCAGGGGUUGUAUUGUUUAUUGUAGAAAAACAAGCUGCAAGAAUGAACAUUGUGGAGUCAUGGCAUAUUAAAGGGGCAUGGGAGUGUGCCUUGAGUACAUUGUAAGCCUCAAAAUUAUACAGCUUAUAAAAAUGGCACCUGUUGAACUAAUAACUUGAAAGUUGGGAUAUAGGAGCUACCUGAUGGAGUCUACCAAUGUGCCAAAUGUUGACCUGCUCCAUGUUUCCUAGCACUGUUGUGAUUGAUGGUGCCAAAAAAUAAUUGUUAAAGCAAGUUUAAAGAGGCAACAACAAAAAGUGCAACUUUGCAUAGUGAAGAUGAUUUGCAUGCAGAAAUGGGUUGUUUAAUCAUUUACAUUUCAAUGCAUUUGUUGGCCAGUUGCUCUCCUCACUCCCAAAGGCUCCCUCAGAAUUUACAUAAAGUAUAAAGUUAGACAGUUGAGCUCACUGAUCUUAGCCCCACACUUGUUUUUUUUCUGUUGCAAGUCGAUGUUGGAAACGGACAGUUUAAAUAAAGAAGAGCUGUUCUGGAUGAAGAUCUUCAGCUCCUCGAGAGAGGGAGGGACAUCCAGCUCUUCCAAGACAAGCAGAGUCUGGAUGCUGUCAAUUGCUGUGUCGAAGGCCAUGUUUUCCCAUGAGUACAGUUAUCGGUAGUACUCUGCCCAUCACUUCAUCUGCUUGCUGCAGUCUGCCAUGGUCUCUCCAGACAAAGUUUUCAGCAGUGAAGUUUUUCCAACUGUUGUUCCAAAGGCUUUCUUCAUGCCUUUGGACAUUUUACCCCACAGGUACUAGAAAUCUUGUCAGUUGGAUGAACAUUGGUUACUGCAGUUAUCCAAUUUUAAUUGGUAACUUAGUAUUUGAGGAAUUAAACCUUUGUCUAAAUAUUUUCAUUUGUGUAUUAGUUUCCAGUGAUUAGCACACACACAUGUAAACUGACCAAUUUUUGUUCAGGCAAGCACUUUUGUGAAUCUCUUAAACAGAUUAAUAUUUUCAAUUUGUGAGUACCAGGAUGAGGAAUAGCCUAGGAUUUUCUUAGUGCUGCAUUUAAGCCGAUUGAGCUGUGAGACUAUUACUCUGCUCUGGGUUCCUCGUGAGGAAAGAAAUAAAACCUGUUACGAGGGUAUAGUGAGGACCACACACGAGCUAACUUCCUUAUGAUUAGGAAAUGUGAGAGGUCAGAGUUUUUGUUUUUUUAUUUGUGGUGAAUAUCCAGGCCUCUUAGGGUUGUUGGGAGAAGAGGAUCCUGUUCAAAUCACUAUAGCUGCCCUUUCCUACCAAUUAUUAUUUGGCUGCUGGCUAUAGCAGGGCAGCUAUAGCCAGCAAUGACAGAUGAACCCAUGAUAUUUGCGAAAGAAUAAGUGCUCAUUACAGGGAGAGAAUAAGCGCUCAUUACAGGCGGAAAGCAAUAGCAUGUGGCAUCACGUGGUAGUUGCUUCAUAAUUAUCACUCUAGUGCCGAUUGCUGAGGCACCUCCCUUAGGUUGCCCUGUAAUUCUAGUGCCGUGGAUUUACAGCAUCCUUUUCUGUGAAUAUUGCUCUGGGCCCUCAGCAGAACUUUUUGCUGAACAUCCUUUUUAUUUUUUGGUCUCUGCAUGUAUUUCCGUGUUGUUUUUAUUAUUUUUUCCCUGGCCUUUUGGAGUUUCACAAAGCCAAACUUUCUGGCUUUUUCAAGGAAGAACUGCUACUGCUGAGAGACGCUUAAAGCUAGUUGUCUUUUUAGAUGUUGGAAGGAACAGUUGGCCUGUGUUGGCAGAAUGAAACAGGACUUCUAGCUCUGUGGCCUGAUGAGAAUUUCAGAUUUGAUGAUCCUCUUUCUCCCUUGCUUCCAAACCUUCUGGUGUGUCUAAUCCACCAGUGGGCAUUCUCAAAAGCUAUUCCUGAGGUUCUGCUUGGCUUUGCUGUUUGGGUUUGUAGGGUGUGUGUGUUGGGGGGGGGGAAUUUGCAACUACAGGCAUCCCACUUACACGUGAUCGACUUGCGUGUGACCGCGUAUAUGCGUGGAGCCAGGAAAUAAUGAAAAAAUUCCAUUCAAAUCAGGAAAUGGUAUGAGGAGAGCUGGAGAGUCCUUGUAGCUCAUGAGGAGACUCUCCCCGAAGCCAGAAGAGGACAUCAGUGAGGGUGGAGGAAGCCCUGAAGAAACCAGAGGAGCAGUGAGGCUUUGUUUACACUGUUCAACCUCCCUGUCUAACAGCUGGUAUACGAGGUAGCGCAGCAGCAGCUGCUCUCCUGCCGGCCCCAGAGCUUCAAUUCUAGUUGUGGAUAUUUUUGGAUACAGAAUUUUUGGUAUGGCAAAAAAAGAAAAAAGAAAAGUGGCAGAGAGGGCAUUUAAAAGGUGUUUAGGAGGUGCUCCCUGCUUUACAUGAUUUCACUCAUGUGCGUAGGGCCCUGCAAUGUAACCCCCCAUGUAAGUGGGGGGAGGUCUCAUCUUUAAAAAUGCUCCAGAAACGCUGGCCUUGGGUUCAGGGUCAGGUAUCUGAGUUAUUGUAAAAGGGCUCAGAUGCCAGACCAUUAGGGGGAUGGUUUGCUGCUAGCAGACAGCCAUUGUGGCUGUGCUAGCUUAAAGAUGUUUCACACAGAUGGUGUUUAGUAAAAGGUAAUCUCUCACAGUAAAGAAGAAGUGAAAUUGGUAAAGUCCAUGUGUGGUUCCUCCCCACCCUUUUUUGUCUUCACUCUCACCUUUAAGUAUCAGUGCUAAAGCAGGCUCCCAAUUUCCUCUGGCUUACUUGAAGUGGUUCUUACGGUUGUGUUGGGGAGGGUGGGGCAUAUGUUGGCUUCCUUCCUUUCUGUGUUCACAGAUAGCUUUUAAACAAAAAAUAACACCCCCCCCAAACAGUUUGGUGCCAAAUGAUUGCUGCCAUGCGGUAUCUUUUCUGGAAGGGCAUUUGUGAUCUUUGGCACUGCGACUGUGUUGGUCUGCUUUGUUUAGGGCAGUUGUUUUCUAACUUUUUUCUCUGGGUCGCACUUUCAGAAUAAUUUUUUUAAUUGAUAGAAAUGAAAUGGAAAACAAAAAGAAGCACCUCCUAGCAGUGCUUGUUUUGUAACAGAACACAACUGCAGCUCCAUGUUGAAGUAGAUGUCCGAAAGAGUCCCUUCCAACUCUACAAUUCUGUGAUUCUGUAAAACUUUAUAACAAGCAUAGGCAAACUCGGCCCUCCAAAUGUUUUGGGACUACAAUUCCCAUCAUCCUUGACCACUGGUCCUGUUAGCUAGGGAUGAUGGGAGUUGUAGUCCCAAAACAUCUGGAGGCCCGAGUUUGCCUAUGCCUCCUUUAUAAUAUGGUCAUGGGAUAGUCAGAAAGUAAAAAACAAUGCAGCUACAUAAGAACAUGAAUCAUUCUCAAAAUACAAUAUUGAUUGUUCUUGAAUCUUCCCACCACAAUUGCUAUUUUCUCCUGCCACACCCUUUGAGAACCACUGGUUUUGGGACACAUUACCUGGGUACAUGCUUAUGUGUUUGGUGUUAUGCAAGAGUAGCUUCUUCAGCUCAUGUGGCAAGUUUGUCUGUAUCAUGUUUCGAGAGUGCUAUAUGGGGUUUAAUGUUUUUUAUAUUCUAGGUUGCUUUGGGGCACUGUCCUGUGUAUGAAAAAAGGUUAAUAAACAUAAAUAGAUAAAUAAGCAAUAUAUUUAGCUGUACUUAGCAUGUGGUUGCUAGUGUACUCUAUGCAAGUGGGAAACUUCUGUCUCCGACAUAGAUGCUGUUCAGUGCUAGAAAUAGCCAGUAAGUCUUGUAUGUGGACCUUUUGGACCACAGCUCAGCCAUUUCUGUUUUCUGAAGCUUAAAAUAACCACAACCCCACAGGAUUAUGUCAGCAUUAUGAUUGCCACAGGUCAGGAAGGCUGCUAUUGUCGGAUCUCUGGUCAAGUACAUAACACAGGCAGAGUUCCUCCACCCUCAUAUUUUGAGGUUACAAAGUCAUAUGUUGGGAGAGUGCCCACAGACACUCAACAGUCCAGGUGGUUCUUUUCUUUACUAUUGCCAUGGAAGUCAGGCCUUUUCAGUGUGCCUCCUAGGUAUGGAAGCAAGUGACUAAUCUUGGAGUGCUUUUACAUUGUCUUCUACAAUUUCCACAGAACAAACCUGAGGUAAACUUUCAGAGAGCAAAACUUGUGAAGCAAAGAUUUAUUCUCUUUAGUACUGUUUCUAUAUGACUGGUGGAUGAUCCGUCUCCCUGCCCCCUUUUUUUGCUCUGUUGCUUGUGCUUGCACUUUUAUUUCCUCUUCCUUUCUUUUAUUUUUUAUUUUUAAAUCCAUUACAAUCCACUCCUUCCCUUUUUCCUUUUUACAUUUGUCUUCCUUCUCAAGUUCUUGCUUAUGUAUUUCUGAUAUGCCAAGUUUGAUUCUUAGGCUGAUUCUUGAGUGUUCCAUUUCUACCUCCUGUGAUGGUGCAGUGUGUGUUUCAAGGAAUCACAGAAUUGAAAGGGACUGUGAAGGUCAUAGAGUCUAGCCCAGUGUGGGGCUCAAAUACAUGACCCUGAGAUUAAGAGUUUCAUGUUCUACCAACUAUGUUGCAGGAGUGACUAGAUAUCCCAGUGUGAGUGUGUCUUCAUUAGUCUGGCACAGAUUCUGGGGGAAGGGGUGUUCUGAAAGCUAUCCUACUCCAUAUCCCCUCCCCACCUCAUCUCCUGUUAAAUUUGAUAAGAUACAUGGGCUUGUACCAUGCCCAUAUUUUCCCCCAGUGGGGCAAUUUAGGAUGGAAAAUGGGCAGGAAAGAAAGCACCCCUUCCUCUAGAACUGCUAUUCUGACCUAAUUUACAGGCCUAACAGCUGUGUAUUAAAAUGUUACAAAAGGGUGGGGGCUUUAUGGGGACAUGAGUCCUUCCAGAAGAUGGGUUUUGGGGUUUUUUGAGGCUUUGUGUUAUGAUUAUGAGCAAAGAGUACUAUUGGAAAACUCAUGGACUUUAGAAUAUGUGGUUUUAAUGCUUUAAUAAUCUUUCAGGUGGUGCAUUUGCAUGUGGUGUUUAUGAACUGUAUCACGAUUAAACUGCUUAAAUCAGUAUAUGAGAUUUUAAAACCUUAAUAAACACCAGUCAAACAAUAAUCAAAUGUUAUCACAGCAGAUUCCAAAUCACAAUAAAAAUGUAGAACAAAAAGGGUAUCCCUUAAGGUGGAACAGGUACCGUAUUUUUCGCACCAUAGGACGCACCGGACAAUAGGACGCACUUUGUUUUAGAGGGGGGAGAACAAGAAAAAUUUUUUUUCCCCUCUCUGCCCAGCGCCCCUUCAGUGAAGCAGCAGGAGGCGCUGCACAGAGAGGGGGAGAACUUUCCCCCUCUUGUUUUCCCGCUCUAAAACAAGGUGCCGUUUAAGGUGCGUUCAGGCGGCUACCUUGGAGCCUGGAGAGCGAGAGGGUCGGUGUGCACUGACCCCUCUCGCUCUCCAGGCUUCAGGUUCCUUCGACCUGCUCUUUGGGGCUGGCGGGGAAGCCCACCACCAGCCUCAAAGAGCAGGUCAGGGAGCAGCGGAAAGGCGCAGCGGAGAGGCUCCUGCCAUUGCCGCGCGUCACCUCUGCAGCCGGGAGAGGGUCGCAGGGCUAUGGCUUCUUUAGCCCGCGCGCGCUCUCCCGGCUGGGGAGGUGACGCGUGGCUAUAGAGGCUCCUGCCAUAGCCACGCGUCACCUCUCCAGCCGGGAGAGGAUCGCGGGGCUAUGGCCUCUUUAGCCCCGCGCGCGCUCUCCCGGCUGCAGAGGUGACGCGGGGCUGUAGAGACUCCUGCCAUAGCCGCGUCACCUCUCCAGCCGGGAGAGGGUCGCGGGGGCUAAGAAGCCAUAGCCCUGUGACCCUCUCCCGGCUAGAGAGGUGACGCGUGGCUAUGGCAGGAGCCUCUAUAGCCGCAUGUCACCUCCCCAGCCGGGAGAGGGUCGCGGGGGGCUUCAUUUUUGAAGGGGAAAAAGUGCGUCCUAUAGAGCGAAAAAUACGGUAUUUUUUAAUUAGGCCUGUCACUUGAUUAAAUUUUAGUGGAUGAUGCAUCCACCUUCUUACCAACUGAUUAAAUAUAUAUGAUUAACAACAGCAAUUGAGGUGACCUUUUCAGAUCCUAAGUAUGGUGUGAAUUUUCAUUUCUAGUAGGAAAGGCCCUCUAUAGCGGCACAGAACAUUAAAUACCGUGUGUAGAAGUCUGUUUCCACCUGUGUGUGUUCAUUUCUAAUGUUUGUUAUGUGGAAGUUGGCAUGUUGUAUCUUUGCUUUUCCACUGCAGUCCUGAAUUCACUGAUAAUUUGGUGUGGGUGAAUUUUCCUUGUAUUUGGAACAUUAACAUUGUGGUCACAUGGGAUGCAGCUUGGGAUGAUGUCAGAUAUCCACCUAAACAAUCACCGGUGCAUCUGAGUGACUUUAAACUGUUAAUAUGCAGUAUUCUGUAGUUGUCCUUGGCAGAACUGACAUGAAGAAAUCUGUUGCUCUGGGAGUGCCUUUGUACUUUACAUAGCUAAUCACAUGUGGUCUUCCAGACUUUUCCUUUGGACCUUCUCAAGUUAUGCUGUCUACUGCAGUGUUUGGAAUCACUCCAUUGUAUGACAUUGUGUAUUGUCCUCCCACCCACCCCCAAUACUGCAGCCAAUGAUGUGAGGGAAGACUCACAACAUGAUGAUUGGCAAGUGAUUCUCUAGGGGUGCUAUUUGCAGCAUUUUGUGUAGUUCUGCCUUUCAACAGGAAUAGAAAACUAUUCUAAUAGUAGUAAUAAAAAGUCUGAUGCUGCCCUUAUGAAGAGUUAGAGUUAGAUUCAGGUUUAGCCAAGACAAUGGUUGACUUUGAGCAAAUUUUCUUUAGCCUCAGUUUUCCACCUCCGAAUUAGGUUAAAGAGCUAUGCUGCACACAAAAAUGGAUGAAAGACUUCAGUCAUAUACAAAGUAUACCAACUUUUCUGGCUAUGAAAAAUAGAAGUCUGUCCUUUUUAUCAUUUGUUGUGAUUAUGCAUACAGCAAGCUGGCUGACCUCUGCAGUAUCCAAGCACAGGAAGACCCAUUAAAGGUGAAUGUAUUCCUGUCAAGUUUUGCUGGUGCUUCUUGGCUCACACUGUUAAUUUCUUGAGAUUUUUGUAACCUCAUGUUACAUAUAAAACCUUGGAUGCUGUUCUGUGCCCUCCAGAUCUUGAACUCCUCUGCAGUGGCAGGUCAGAUUUGGAAAUUCAGAUUUUUGACUUGGGAGGUAAUUAGCAAAAGCUAAUAUCGGCUUCAGUCCCUUAACGCACUGAUAGAAAAGCAUCCAGGAAUGACUCCUGGACCUCAGAGAUAAGCUGCCAGCUGCCACAGAGACUAUAAAAGGGUGGUUCAAAGUCAAGCACAAACAGCUGACUUUUAAAAAUGAUUCUUGGUUUGUUGCUGUUGGUGACAGGAAGUCAUGUUCCCCAAGCUGUCAGCUUCCUGCUUUUAUUUUUUCCAUUCCAUCCACAGCAGAUCAGAGUCUUUGUCAUAAGACAGCUGUCUCCUCCGGCAGAGCUGUUCACCAUCUGACCUAGGAAGGGGUCCACCCUUUUCCUUCAAAGAAAGGAGCAAAUGAAUUUCAGUGUACUCUAUUUUCACUAGUUGGAUAUCUUUUUAAUGCUUGUUUUUGUUCUCCACUAGAGCUUAAAUUUCUCAGAGAAAUACUCUCUUGAGAAUGAAUGACUUAGGCAUAUAGGCACUACAAAUGGACUUUAUAUUUGCUAGAAACAGGAUUGUAUUUUUUUUGUAAUAAAGUGGAAAGGAGAUAGUGAUGAGCAGAAUAUUCUUAUUGGAAUGUGUGUAUUUGACAUUUUUAUACUGGAAUGCUGUAAAAUUGGGGGGGGAUGCUUUCUUCAAGUGUCAGGUUAGCAUAACUGCAGAUUCUUUGAUAGUAUAACUUUUGGGAGAGCAGAUCAGCACGAUUCCCUGUCGAACCCUUUCAAAGCUUGUACUUUAAUUCCUAGAGCUGCAGUCUUCGUUUGUCAAGCUAUCAGCUGCUGUAUGCCUUUGUAAAACUACUAGUGUGCACGUAUAUCUAAAACCAUAGCUGCUUUAGUGGGAGAACCUUCCAACACAAGGGACUUGGUGGGGGGGUGAUGCAGACCUCAGACUGAGAAGCAUUUGUUAGCAAGCUUCCUGGUCAGUUAAAAGUGCUUCCUGUUUUGUCCUGAGAGCCCAACUUGUCUGGUGUGAUGGAAAAUGUUUAACCCCUUCCCAACUGGACUUGGGUUGGUGUUUGUUCUCUACACCCCUCCUGUUAGCCUUUAAUAGUUUUGGCUAAAUGUUUAGCAGUAUUUGAAAGAAGUUGGCUAGAUAGAUUGGAACACAUGGUUUGUGGGACAGAUCACAGCAGCCCAGAGUGGGAAGCAUCAUACAGUGGCUGGCCCCAGCUUCUCUGUAGCAAGCCUUAAAACUGCAGGGUUUUUUAUUUUAAAAGCCUAGUUCUGACAGGUGUGUGUGUGUGUGUGUGUGUGUGUGUGUGUGUGUGUGUAGAGGGGGAGAUGAAAGCAGUGAUUUAGAUAAAGCUGAUUUCUGAGCAGGGAAACGAAUGUUGUGCUGCUGGUGAUGCCAGCAUCUGCGGCUGAGUAAUCCUUUUCCUGUUUGCGGGAUUUUUUUUCUCUUUUCAGAACGCCGCCUGAAGCUGGUCCACCAUGCCAUUAGUAACAAGGAACAUCGAGCCAAGGCACCUGUGCCGUCAGACAUUGCCUAGUGUUCGGAAUGAGCUGGAAUGCGUGACCAACAUCACCCUGGCAAAUGUCAUUCGACAGCUGGGCAGCCUGAGUGAGUACCAUGGCCAGCCUGCCUGCUGCCCUCAGGAGCUGCUAGGCUCUUGAUUCAGCUGCCUUCUCUCUCUUCUUGUGUUCCUAUUUCUCCCCCAUCUGUCUUCCAUGGGUAGUGCUAAAAGAUCUUCCUAUGAAACCUCCUUGAACCUUCUCUCUCCUCCUUGAAUUUCUCCCUCCUCUACUCAACCAGUUUGCGUUGGAGAGGGAUGAGCAAGGGAUGACUGCAGCUGAAGCACAGCUGGAAGGAAUACAAGACAGGCAGCCUCCAUACAGAAGUGCUGGGCUAAGAACCUUCAAUAUGUUGAGCACAUUAUCAAGCGUCCCUCCCAUUUGUUUUCAGUAUUUAGUGUGCUAGUAUUCCUUUUUAUCAGAUUCCUGUCAUGAUGCAGAUGCAGCUACUUACUGAUUUGAAGAUUAUGCAUGUACCACAUUGUAUACUGAAAUUCCUUCAUGGAGACUAUAUGAACCAUCACUCUAUUUGGUUUCUUCAUGCUGUUUAUUUCUGCGGAUGAUGAAUAUGUUUUGGCUUUUAUUUAGCUGGCUUUGUAAAAGGGCAGGAUUACUACAUGGGCAAAGAUUUAAAAAGAGAGAAAUCGGCCACUUGGGUCUUUGUUACUCUUUUAAAAUCAUGAUGGGAUUGGAGUUGCAUUAACUCUAUUUCUCUAGACUUUUGACUUUCUAAAAUGCUUGCAAAGGGGUCCUCAUAUACUCUGUGAGGUAGAUACUCAUUAGAGAGUGCCUGUAUAAAGCUAUGUAGGGUUAAGGUUGAAUAGCUGUGUGAAUUGAUUUAAAUAAAGUUGUUUUUUAAUGCACAUAUUUCCUGAGCAAGCAUACCUGGUUGCAAUUAAACAAUUAAAACAACUGAUUUGCAACUUUUAGAGCUUUUUACAAGCAAAGAGCAAAAUCAAAAGCCUUUUGGUCAUGAAGAUAUAGGUCUUUUGUUUGGUUUUCUCCAGGUACAUGCAAGGAUACUAAGCAUGAACAAAAUGGAUCACAUAUGAGUAAACAUCCAUAAAAUCAGCCUUUAAGUAUCCAUAUCUUUGUAGAAGCAAGGGCUAAUGCAAUAUGUAUGCGGAUGAGCUAGAAUCCUCCUCUUGUUAGGUGUCAUCUGAGCCUGCCUGUAUCUGGGCUGCUGCUUUUUUCCUUUCCAGCAUAAGAGAGACUGUUCAAGGAGGUUGGUUUGUGGGCUGCAUACCACUUUCUUUUAUGUGGUUCCUUGUGGAGUUGCAAAACGUAGUGCGUCUGUUUCAACUGGGCCAGCAUACCAUGGCUGGAAAGCAAUACAGCAAGCCCUCAACGUACGCAGGGGUUACAUUCCAGGGCUUGUGUCUAAAGCCAAAAUCAUGUAUAGACAAAACACAUUAGGUGCAAUGGCAGGUGGGAUUAAUAAGAAGGAUAUUGACAUGCUGGAAUGCGUGAGGAGGAGGGCGACCAAGGUGCUAACUGGUCUGGAAGCCAUUAUGAGGAACAGUUUAGCUUGGAAAAGAGGAAACUAAGAGGAGAUAGCCAUCUUAAAAUAUCUAUAGUGCUGUCACAUGGAAGAUGGAGCAAGCUUGUUUUCUCCUUCUCUAGAGGGUAGGACUCAAACCAGUGAAUUCAAGUUACAAAAAAGGAGAUUGUGACUAAGCACCAGGAAGAACUUUCUGACAGUAAGAGCUGUUUCACGGUGGAACGGACUCCCUCGGGAGGUUGUGGGCUCUUCUUCACUGGAGGUUUUUAAGCAGAGGUUGGAUGGCCAUCUGUCAUGGAUGCUCUAGUUGAUAUUCCUGCAUUGCAGGGGGUUGGACCUUUGGGUCACUUCCAACUGUACAAUUCUGUGAUUGCCGAAGUCUUUUAUCCUGGAUGCCUGCCUUUCCUUCCCCUUUUAAUUGUUUUGCCAAGCAUGUGAAGCUGAAUGCACACAAGUUAAAUGUGAGUAAGUUGCAGGCUGCAUCCAUAAAAGGGAUGGCCUAGGAAGUUGGCAGACUCAGAAAUCCCAUCUCUGCCUCCCCAGGGAUAGGCCAGUUCCCUUGGGUGCACAAGCACCAUGAGAAAAUAAAAUGUGUGUCAAAUUCAUUAGCAGGUGUUGCUAUUUAUCAAGGGUAUGUGUGCUAAUAUCAAUGGAAUGGUUAGGGCUGCACCAGAAUAAAGCACAGUUCCCACAGUACAGGGUUUCAAAAGAGCCAUCAGAUAAUACUGUUUGAUAAAGUGUAUAUAGCAGUGCAGCUUUACUAGACGCACAUGCAUAGACUCAGACUGUAUAUCAGUUGCACUGAUAACUUAAUAUGCAAAUGCAUAAUACAAUAUCAAUGCACUUUUCUCUCUUUUCAUGGUGAAACAGCUUGAAAUGUAAGUGUGGCUAUCCAACACUAUAAAUGGACUGGUUCAGUUCCAUGAGAGUGGGAAUAAAUGUCCCUUCAAGCAGGUAUGGGCAGAACAUAGCUCUGUGGUUGAACACAUGGCAUUUAGAAAGUCAAUCACUGGCAUCUCGAUGUCAAGUGAUCAGGUGUUGGGUGGUGGGAGCUAUUUGCCUGAAGCAUUACAUUGCUGCUGCUAAUCAGAGUACAUAGCACAGGGCUAGAAUUUAUUUUGACUUUAUGUAAGGCAGCUGUGGGACGCAGGUGGCGCUAUGGGUAAAACCUCAGUGCCUAGGACUUGCCGAUCGCAUGGUCGGCGGUUCGAAUCCCCGUGGCGGGGUGAGCUCCCGUCUUUCGGUCCCAGCUCCUGCCCAUCUAGCAGUUCGAAAGCACCCCCAAGUGCAAGUAGAUAAAUAGGUACCGCUUUAUAGCGGGAAGGUAAACGGCGUUUCCGUGUGCUGCGCUGGUGCCGGUUCUCCAGAGCAGCUUCGUCACGCUGGCCACGUGACCCGGAAGUGUCUCCGGACAGCGCUGGCCCCCGGGGUUUCCGCAACCAGAGGUGCCUGUUCUGCGCACGUACACAGCGUGAUAGAGUGCUUCUGCGCAUGCGUGAGCGGCGAAACCCGGAAGAAUACUUCCGGGUUUGCUGCUUUCGUAACCUGAAGUUUACGUUACCCGAGGGUACGGUAAGCCGAGGUUCUGCUGUACUCACAAAAAUGGUGAAUUUUUGUACUUGUAGCCUGCCUUUCAGCCCUCUGGGACCUUCAGGGCUACUCACUAGAUUUGACACUGCUUGGGGAUGAGGAUCUCUCUUCUUUAAAUCCUUCCCUGAUUUCCUUUUGUUAUACUUUAAGAUUUACUUAAUCCACUGUGCUUGCAUGAGAAGUUGACCUGCAGAGCUAAACUGAAUACUGAAUGGUUUACUUUGCUUUGUUGGCUUCUUAAAUACACCAAACACUGGUUUAGGCUACUUGGGUACCAGUGGGAACUUCAAGUGUUCUGUAGUUUUGAAUUUCAUCUUUAAAUUUUAAAUUGCUUAACUUCAGGUUUCUUCCUUCAGAAUACUUGUUGUAAGUGUCUAGUCUGGCAGCAACAUUAACAUCUCCCAACUCAAAUUCAGAGGCAUUGUUUUCAACCUUGAAAGCACCUUGCUUUUUUUGUGCUGCCACCUGCAAGUAAUAAAUGACUCUGUGCCUCUGAAAGAGAGCCGAGAGAUGGGGAGUUUCUUUUGGCAGCAUUUAAUGAAGUGAGUCUUUUUGAGCUUUUAGAGGACAAUGAAAUGUAGCUGUCAUUGUGUGUCUAUCCAGUAGACCAUCCUAGAAGCUAAAGAGAUCACAGACCCACAAGAUGAAGGCUAAAUGCAACAAUAUCAUCUGAUUCAUGGCUGCCCUCCUUCUUUAUUACUUUAUGGAAGUCUUUAAGUUUUUUGUUUCGCUUCCUUCCUUGUUUAAUGAUGCUGUGGAAGGGUCAUGUUUAGCUAGAUUGGUUUGUAGACUUUUUCCCUACAUGGUUUUCUUGUUACAAAUGUCCUGAUUAGGAGAGCAAAACGUGACUGUUUCGUCAUUCCCUCCUGAGAUAAGAGGGCUAAAAUAUUUAUGUAUAAAUACUUAGCACACCUAUGCAUGCACAUACAAUUUCUGGCACUCCCCUACCAAUUGACAUGUGGGGUACAUAACAAAACUAUAAUGAAAAAGGAACCUUUGCCAGAUUGCUUUAUGACACACAGAGAGCAAGAAACUGUGCAUUUAGAAUUAUAACAUUCUGCUAUUCUUUUUCAGGUAAAUUUGCUGAAGACAUAUUUGGAGAGCUUUUUACUCAGGCAAACACCUUUGCCUUUCGUGUAAGCUCUCUAGCCGAGAGAGUUGACCGCCUUCAGAUCAAAGUUACUCAGCUGGAUCCCAAGGAGGAGGAAGGUAAUGGUGCAAAAUUGAUACACUUUUAGGCCAACUACGCUAAAUUGCCAUAGCAGCAGCUGUGAAAUGCUUGUGGACUUGGAAUGAACUUGACACCUGCAGACUGUCAGAGUGUGGUCAGCUAACUUGCUUAUUGCCCCAUGGAUGUGUGUGUCACUUGGUAGUAAUGGCAAAAGUGAGGACCUCUUGCUCCCCUGCUCUGCAGAUUUAGGGACACACAUGCAUAAGCCUGAUACAGCAGCAGGCACCUUUUUCUUCUUGCAGCUCCCUCCAAAGAGCUUCUGUCCUCUCCUCUUAAGUUACACUGUUUAGUUGUUCCUGCAGGCUAUGAAAGUUAGCUGCAGGGAUUUUGGAGAAAGCUGAAAUUGGAGUUCAUGAGGCUUAAUGAAGCAAAAAUACAAUCUGUAAGGAUUCUGAGCUUUAUUGGCCUCCAGAGAUUUUUAGAAGGUGGUAGUUUUUGUCAAUAACCAUAAUUCUCAGUUGUAAUAAAUAUGUUCCAAUACUUGGCUAUUUUUUGACUGGUCAUUAGACGAAAGAGGGGUUUUGGUUUUUUAUGGGGGUGGGUGGAGGUGAACUGGUCAAAGGCCAAUUCUACUUGGAAGUUUUUCUGAAUGCAUAUAGAUCUUCUCUUUGAUUAAAGGGGGUUUGUCUUUCCCCCCAUGUUCUGUUUUUAUGUGUAUGUUUCUUUUCUUUUUAAAAAGCGUAAUUUCAGGGGAUGCUGUCUUGAACGCUUUAUUGAUGUGGCAGAAGGAUCCCAUGUUGUGACAGCAGAGAGUAUUGAGAACUAUAACUGGGCAAACAUUGGCUUAGGUUGUGUUUGAAGUGGCUUUAUUUUCCUUAUUCUUUCAUUUCUCUCCUCUUAGUGUCUCUGCAAGGUAUUAACACCAGGAAAGCCUUCAAAAGCUCCACAACUCAGGACCAAAAGCUCUUUGACAGAGACUCUCUCCCCGUGCCUGUCCUUGAAACUUAUGGCGUUUGUAAUAUGCCUCCACCUCUUAAUAUCCUCUCAUCCUACAGGUAAUGCACCUUAUGCUUCUAGCUAAGUGGGGAGACUGCCCAUUCAGUUGAGAAGGUAAUGGACCUGCUCUGAAAAGACUGUGGCGUGGUCCAGCUAGCCCAUAAGAAAACCUGCUGACUCACCAAGGGGCCAGCGGACCUUCCUUACAAAGGCUAAAAUGUCUUGGCCUUUUUAGUUGAGAGAAAAGUUGAUGAGAGUGGAGGGCAAAGACCACACAAUACAGAUUUGUAACAUUAAUGGGGAAACAUUUUCUGCUACAGUACUAGAACACUCAGUUGAAAUUAGGAACUGGUUUUGAAAAAAGAAGAAGCACUACUUCACACAGCAUGCAGUUGACUUCUGCAUCACUCCCACAGUAACUGGUGAUGCCUUCUAGUCUUAGAAAACUGUUAAAAAGCAGUAAACAGAUCUGUGUAAUAUAGGGCCCAUCUGUGGUGGGUAGCCAUGAUAUGUAAAUGAAACUCCCAUGUUCAGAGCCUGCCUAGCCUGAGUGUGCUGGAGGUGUGCUGUGCAUAUGAGACUCUAGAGCCAGCUAGCCAGUCGCUGCUCAACUAAGUGAGUCUUUGCUGCAAUUCAGCAAGAUGGUUCUUAACAUUGCCUGCUCUGCAUUGGAGGGAUGUCUAAUGCCAUGAGCCUGCAGACUGGAUUUCCUUUAGCCAAACGGCUCAAGGGCCAUAUUUCUCCACCCGCGGCAGUAGCAUAAUUUCAUGCUCCUUCUGCACACCCUUGCCAGAUCAAGCAUUUGACGGAACAGCAUGUGCAAGGUGGAGAGUCAGAACAGGAGGGUUGCAUGGUACAUCCCUACCUUGCAAGUGCCCCUUCCAGUGGGAAAUAAGCUGCCCCUGCCAACGGAGGCCUUUUGCUUUCAAACGCAGGAUAUGUCUGUCCAUGAGGUCUACACUGGGCAUGGGGAAGUGCUUACCUAGCAGCUCCCUAUAUUAUUUCCUGAUGUGUUUUCCAAUGUGCUAUGGGGAGAGGCUGCUAUUUAGUGGUAGUGCUCACACUUUCCAUGCAGAAGGAUCCAGGUUCAAUCCCUGGCAUCACUAGGUAGAGCUGGACUCUGGCCUGAAACCACGGAGAACCACUGCCAGUCAGUGUAGACAUUAUGGAGCUAGAUGGCAGGGGUCUUAUGUGGCCUGGAGGCCUCCAUUCAGCUCUCCCUCCUACUGAGGUUAUUUGUAACUUCCCUUUUGGGAAUUUUGAGAAUUGAUGUGCUUUGAAAAACAGUUCGGUGCUUUGUGGUAUAGAUUUGUAGUCAUAGCAGUAAAUAAGUUUCUGUGGUGGCAAGCCUAGCAUAUAACUUUGGUGUUUGUUCAUACAAGCUCUUUUGUGUAAUCUUGCUGUUCCUUUCUUACUCCCUUUGUGCAAUUUGCAGUGCAUACAUUUGCACGUAUUAUUGCCUGAAGUGGGUGCAGUCAGUUCUUCUGAAAAGUGUGAUUGUCUGUUGGUCCUUUUGCAUCUCCAGAGACUGAUACAUCCUAAAGGAGAAUGUGCCAGUGAUACCAGACAGCUUUUCUUUGCUUGCUAUCUAAUUAUGUCAUGUCAUCUUGUGAAGGUAGUACACAUGGUGCAAUCGGAAUGGGAUCAGGGUUAAGAAAACACAUAUUUACUCAGUCCCCAUCAACAAAUAUCUUUUGAAUAGGUAAAAAGUAAUUACUGAUAGCUGGAGGCAGCUGUCUUUGAGAUGCGACUGCACUGCAGUGGAGGUGUGUGGCUGUGAGCUAGUGACUGAGAACCUGUUUCCUCUCCAUGAUCAGGGACUUUGGGGUGUCCCAUCCCCAGACUCUACAGUUUAAACAGGUGUCUUGCUUCUUUCAGGAGCAGCCCGAUGGGCGGAGUAUAAAUAAUAAAUUAUUAUUAUUAUUCCUUCUCAGCCUACUUAUUAGAGCAGAGAAUCUCUGCUCAUCUUAGGGUGGGUGGGAAGAGUAGAGAAAGAAACCCACCUAAUACUUAACACCAGUUUUAAUAUACUUUCAGGUGUGGCCUCUUCCACUUUUCCCCUCCUCUUCCUUGCUUGUCUUAGAAACUUAGAAGCUGUCACCCCAAGUUUGGAGGACUUGCAGCCUCUUAUCAGCCCCACACUUACUGAGCUGCAGCCCAUCUUGUCUGAUUGGACUACUUGUGAGAAAGCAACCAGUUUAGACUCUUUCCCACAUGGGAGUCGUAGUCCAACAACAUCUGAGAGGGCAACAGGUUCUCUAACCCUGAUGAAUACUGUGAAAAAUUGCCUUCUGCACCUGGAAGGCACAGCAGGUGCCCUAGCUAGUGCAGGAUGGGAUGGAAAGAUUCAAUCUUCUUCCACCUGCCCCAGACGGUUUUUAAAAAAGAGGUCGGGGGAUGUUUUCAUUCUUGGACCACAGCGUUUGCAUCUGAAAUUUGGUGCAUCUUAGUUGGGCUUUAGGUAAACAUUUGACUAUCUUGUGGUGAGUCAGUCUCUCUCUCUCUCCCCCACCCCCUCCUAGGGAUGACGGCAAAGAAGCACUUAAAUUCUAUACAGAUCCGUCAUAUUUCUUUGAUCUUUGGAAGGAGAAAAUGCUGCAGGACACGAAGGAUAUCAUGAAAGAGAAGCGGAAGCAUAGGGUAAGAUGAAGGGUAUCUUUUGCUCUUUGUGGGUUUUUUAUCCCUUAAACAGGGAAAGGCAAGAUAUAAGAUAUUGCCACUGUCUGAAUCCAGGCAGCCCUUUUUUGAAGUGGACAUGAACACACAACAGGGUUGGUUCUUUUUAUUUCAGUUUAAGUAGAUAAAGUGGAAUCAAAACUGCAUCAUUGGGUGUUUGUGCUGCGACAAGUCAUGCCAUUUAUUUACCUGUGGAGAUAAAAUUUAGAGGCUCUUCACAAAUUCCAGUGUGGUGUUAACAUCUCUUCAUUGAAUAUAGUGAGAUUUGCAUCAGAGUAAACACAAAUACAUAGGAUUGGACUACAGAAAAAUCUGGCUUUUGUACUUAUUUGUUGUAACUCAUCAAGGCUGUCUUUAACAUUCUGGAAAAUAGUUAAGUGCAUUAGGAACAUUUUCCUUCCUUUCCUCUGCAGUGUGUCAGUUGUGUUGGGAUUGUGCUCAGAUGAAGCUUUCCAAAACUAACCCCUUUUCCCCUGAUCUGAGGCCUGCAAUCCCGGGGGGGGGGGGGGAUAAAGGGGAAGGACUGAAGCCCCACUUAUUUUCCAAAAUGUCCAUGGCAGAGUGGCAGGGCGGGGAGAGAAGGCAAAUGGGCUCCAACACAAUAUGCUAAAAGGUGUUUUCUCUGAACCAAAUUUUCACACUCCCUCUCCUUGAUCUCUUCUGAGGCAAAGGGAGCCAUGCUUCUCUUUUGCUUUGAAAGGGAUUGUGGCUCUCCAGAUUGUGAUUUUAUGGCACGUGCAUGAAGGUAAAGGUAAAGGGACCUCUGAUGGUUAGGUCCAGUCGUGGACAACUCUGGGGUUGCGGCGCUCAUCUCACUUUACUGGCCGAGGGAGCCAGUGUACAGCUUCCAGGUCAUGUGGCCAGCAUGACUAAGCCGCUUCUGGCAAACCAGAGCAGCACACGAAAACGCUGUUUACCUUCCCGCCGGAGUGGUACCUAUUUAUCUACUUGCACUUUGACGUGCUUUUGAACUGCUAGGUUGGCAGGAGCACGUGCAUAGUUGCAGACAAUUCAGUAUAGAAGGAGUUUUUUGAAGGUAAGAAGUGAACACUAUUGGUCUCUUUCACCUGAGUUGCAGGCAGAGCCUUUUGGGAGCUGGGACACAAGGUAUGGCAUACUAGUAGUUUCUCCUAUGUCCUAUGAAGUCUAGGGCGAGGGGCAGCACUUGGUCAUCUUUGUGUCUUUUGUUCAACAUCAUUGCAAGUUAUUGUGGUAACUCAUAAACCUUUUUAUAUAUUUUCUAGAAAGAAAAGAAGGAUAAUCCAAACAGAGGAAAUGUGAACCCUCGGAAAAUCAAAAGCCGGAAGGAAGAAUGGGAGAAAAUGAAAAUGGGACAGGAGUUUGUUGAGUCGAGGGAAAAACUUGGACCAGGAGGGUAAGAGCUUAUUCAGCAAAUGGUCUGCUUGGUUGAUCUGAAUAUGAUCCACAUCUGCUGUUCCUUUGGUUUUACAUUUCAAUGCCACUCUUAUUGUGGCUUUUACAUUCUACCAGUAAUCUAUUUGGUGAUGAGGUUUUAUAACAAGUCCAGGAGUGAAACGUUUGUCAUAAGUUUGCAACUUGCUGCAUGUGUGGGGUGCUUAGGGGAGGUUACUUAAAAUUGGCUGAGAGUCUUUAACGAAGUGUUUUCAGAAUUGGAUUAUCCUUGGGCUGGCUUCAGUGCAAGCACAGCAGAAGUGCAAAAAACAAAAAUGCAAGGAGCUUGAGGUUUCCAUUUCUUGAACAGCAGCCCUGUGUAACAUGGCAGCCCACGUGGAAACUGGAGGGGCUCUCUGGCUGCUUGUGAUCUGGCACAGAGGUGGUCUGUUGCUCAAAGCAAAGUCAAGAUUCGUAUUGAGCAUGACCCACCCAUAGGCAUGCCUGAAGCAGCUUUUCAGAUCCCAGCCCAAGUCAGUUUUCUGUAUCUCUGGUACAGAAGUUCAAGGGCUUGGAAGCUGAUUUCCCCACUUCUCAGAUCUUCUUGAUUUUGAUAGCUGUGUGCAGGAGUCCUGUCUCAUUCUGCUUUCACAAAACCCUCUUCCACUCCCAAAUACUGCAUGUUUAUUGAUUUGCAUAAUUCUGAAAUGGGAUAAAACGAAGAGGAAAAUGAGCAGCUUUGUAAUAGAUGUUAAGUACAUGAUAGUGGGUGCAUGUAACUGCAUGCUAUACAGCCUGAUGGAUCAUCUUAAGGUAAUAGCUGCUGAACUUGCAUACUGGUGCUUGGAGCCAUUGCAAGUGGUAAUAGGGACUGAGGUAGCUGCUCCUGGUAUGACUUACUGGAAUUAAGGUCAGAGCAUGCUCUCCAAGCUGGCCAUUCUUCAUGAGGAACACAGCCAUUUAUAAGAAGAGAAUUCUCCCUGCAGAAUCCAAAUUGAAGGUACUUUCUUCACUCUAACUUGGCCACAAGCUGUGUGUUCCUGUUUGGCCCACUCAUGACUGUAGAGGUGGCACUUCGGACAUGGCGUUCUGGCAUUCAGAACAAUUCCCAGCUGGUUAGCUUGGCAGCAUUCUAGGCGGUAGCUUUCUACCCGGAGAGAUAAGCACACAAGAUGAUUCUGGCUCUUUCUGAUACUCUCUUAACAGAGAAGGGAGGGAUCAGAAAUGGAACCGUUUAGUAGCCUUUCUCCUUUUAGUUGAAUCAGAGAUUUAAUGGAACUGUCCAUUUCAAGGUUGAAUGCCACAGCAGGUGGGGAGAAGAUGGCAGGGACCAGGUUUAAUGGCCACUUCCCCUAUAAAAGAAUGUGGCCUUCUGUUUUAGACCCAUGUAGUAUGAAGCUUCCACCCAUUUUGCAUUUUCCAAGCCUUCCUUUUAGGAAAAGAAACCCUCAUUUUUCUUCCAUACCACUUUCUUGUUUGUGGAUUUUGCUUUUAGCUCUUGCCUUAGUUUCCACGGAAUUUCAUAAUCAUAGUCUGAAGAACACCAUUCCUGCCCUUUAAGUGAGUGGACUGGAAAGCUGUGUGCACUCAGGUUGUGGAUACUUGUUUGUUCCUACUUGCUGUCCCUUUAAAAACAUUAAAAACAUAGCUUGUCUAAAGCUGCUCCUAAAAUUGCAAGCAUUUCUGUUGCAAAAGAGAAGCCUUUGGCUGUGCUGGAAUGGAAGGAUGAUUGGCAAAGGUGUGCCCUUGCCUUGCCUCUUUUCCAGUGUGCCUUCUGCUGGGCCCUGAUCUGAAGGUUAUUAGAAAGGGCUGCCCUCACUAUCACACUUUUCAGAGUCCCUCAACAUGUGCCUGCUAGCCCCUGUUUUCCACACUGAUGUGGUCUAGCAGUGAAUUGUAAAUGUCAAUUAGAUAACUUUAAAGGGUUUUCUUAAUUGUUCAGGCAAGCAGGUGAAGCUUCAGUAACUGUGUAUUUAUGUCCAUCACCUACAGCUGGUACCUGUCGGCUUGGAGACAUAUAGCAAAUUUGUAAAAACAAAUGGAGCCUAUAUCUGAAUCGGGUGCAGCACUACAGACAUAAUGCUGGCCACACAAAUGCGUGUUUGUGAUUUGCCUGAGUUGGUGUGAUCAUGAGCAGGCUCCCAGGACUGCACUUCCCACCUUUGGCAGGAGAAGGUUGUUUGUGUGAAUUAUUCACCAGUGGUUUAUCUUAAAGCAGUUCCUGUACUGGGCACUUCACUAUUUCUAACUGAAUCCAAUCUGUAUAUGGCCUAGAUCACUUUCAAAUGUGCAGGUAGGGACAGUUGGAGCUCCUAAAAAUUGGUGGUCCUUUGGAGAGGACUUCCCAAAUGUUCAGAACACACAUCGCAAAUACAUGUAUGCACAUAUAUUCCUUUCUAGCUCCUCCUGCCUGGAAAAAGUAUGGAAUAUGCAGCCCCACCUCACUCUAUGAAGAUCUGAUGCAAGGAGAGCAAUCUGGGGAGCUGGAGAGUCCCCUCUAUACCAGUGUUAGAAACUGAGAUAUGAAAGCUAGGUGCUAAAUGGCACAUUUAAGAUAGGUUAUGGGUGCAACAACAGAAUGUCUGUUGUUGUUGUUGUCGUUUAGUCGUGUCUGACUCUUCGUGACCCCAUGGACCAGAGCACACCAGGCACUCCUGUCUUCCACUGCCUCCUGCAGUUUGGUCAAACUCACGUUGGUAGUUUCGAGAACACUGUCCAACCGUCUUGUCCUCUGUCGUCCCCUUCUCCUUGUCCCCUCAAUCUUUCCCAGCAUCAGGGUCUUUUCCAGGGAGUCUUCUCUUCUCAUGAUGUGGCCAAAGUAUUGGAGCCUCAGCUUCAGGAUCUGUCCUUCCAGUGAGCACUCAGGGCUGAUUUCCUUCAGAAUGGAUAGGUUUGAUCUUCUUGCAGUCCAUGGGACUCUCAAGAGUCUCCUCCAGCACCGUAAUUCAAAAGCAUCAAUUCUUCGGUGAUCAGCCUUCUUUAUGGUCCAGCUCUCACUUCCAUACAUCACUACUGGGGAAACCAUGGCUUUAACUAUACGGACCUUUGACGGCAAGGUGGUGUCUCUGCUAGACAGAAUGUCUAGGCACGAUUUUUUUUAUAACAAGAAUACAAAGAUGAAAAUGAAUAAACUGCAGCUAAAAUCUUAUGUUCAUUUUUCACAUGGUCUAGUCCUUCUCCCCUCCCGUCUAAUAUUCUUAAGAGGGGCUCUUCUUCAGUCUUCAAAGAGUAGCUGGAAGUGGAGAGGCAGAAAAAGGUCCUCCUUUCCUUCUACUCUGCAGUUUUAAUCUGAAAUCUUAAGCGCAGUACUGUGCCUAGAGCUUAGAAACUGCUCGCGCUAAUGAAAUUCCCUGUCACAAAAUGCACCUAGAACAAUGUGAGUUUCGAACACUGCUGCAUACUAAUCCCAUGCCAGUCUAUUUCACCCACUGUUUCAAUUUUGUGCAAAGGCUGUAAAUUGUUCAUGGCUGAAGAUAUGCAGCAACUUAUUUGCGUAAAGUUAUUGCGGUCAUUAUCCUCUUAAAACAACAGUGCAUACAUGCACACAGUUUAAAAAUACGUUUUCUUCACAACCACAAUUUAAAUAAUUUACUCUAAAAGAAAAUAUGAACUUUUUUUUGUAAAAGGUUUGUGAAAAGUUCCCUGUCUACCCCCUCUCUUCCAAAUAAAAGCUUUAUUUCAGUAUUAUAUGCAAUAUCUCAUUCUAAUGAGUCAAAUUUAUAUGUGGUGGUUUCCUUUUUUAAAGCCAUAAUCUUUAUUGAAAUUUUAACAAUACAUAAUGAAAACAAAAUAGACGAAUAUAAAAUGUUGACUAAGCAAAAGAACCGAACAGUGGGAAUGUGCGUAAACACAGCUCAUAGAACAUGCAGUUGUAACAGUAGGGGACACAACUUGUAUUUUAAUUUUGUUUAAUUAAUAAACUCCAUUCUCUUGCUGCUUCCCGUGUGAUCUCAUAAUGUUCCCCAGCUGCAGCUGCCCUGCCUUGCACACAUUAGCAGGAGAGUCAUUGGGAUUGAAAGUCUUUUGACGGGGGCUGUUCUCUGACUCUUCAUGGGCACACAGCACCACUCUGGUACUGAAAAUGGUAGCCUCUUACUAGACUUUCAGUCCAAAUGAGCUGGCAAGAUGCUACAGUUUUCAGUACCAGAGUGGUUCUGAUCUUCAUGGCAUUGUUUGUAUUUCUUCCUGACUUGAAUGUUCUGGAAGUAUUAUUUACUUGGGGUCCAUUGAAGCCUUGGAAGGGAAGGGUUUUUUUAUCUGAUGUAGUCCAUCUUGUCCAUUUGCUGAUUUUUAGAUACCCGUCUAAUAUGGUCUAUCAGAAUGGUAGCAUUGGUUCCAAUGAGAGUGUUGAUGCCAACUACUACCCCCCGCCUCCGCAGCCAGAUUCACCACCGCCUCCUUUGUUCACAGAGGACAGUCUUCCACCACCACCAAUGGAAUUUAGGUAAGCACCACUGAAAGACUACAAUCAAUGGAAUGAAAGAAGCAAGCUGUUUUGCUUUUCCAUAAAACAAGUGUUUCCAAUAAGACCACAGUGAGCCUGUCAUAUAAACCCCAUCCAUGAAGCUUGUAGUGGUAGCUUGGGAGGAGAAGUGCCCAUUAUUGUUUUUUAAGCAAUCCACAAAACACCUCACAAACAAGGGUGCUGCCUCGUGGUUUCUUGCCAGAUACUGCUUAGGGUUGUGUUGCGCAGCACAUUUACCCUUCAUGGAGAGAUCAGAUUUCCUCCAUGUUAGACUGCUAUGCGCAGCCCAAGUGUCUUGCCAUGAUUGCCCAUGACUGUCAGCCACUGUGAAUCCAAUUGGUGAGGAAAGCUGUAGUUACUCUCCAGACUGGGGAAGCGUUUUACUAAGAGGGAAAGUAUACUACUACUUAGGGGAGGUAUGUGGAGGAGGGGGGGAGUUUAGGUGAGAAUUCACAUACAGUGGUACCUCGUCUAGUGUCUGCCUCGUCGAGUGUCCGCGGCAAACCCAGAAGUACCGGAAUGGGUUACUUCCAGGUUUGCCACUCGUGCAUGCGCAGAAGUGCAAACUGCUCUGCGCACGUGCGCAAACGCAGCACUUUGUCCAGCGUCCUUUUCUGCCCAGCAACCCGGGCUCCGGAACAGAUCCCGGUCGCAAAACGAGAUACAGUACUGUAUUACUUUUCGUUACCACGAGGGCUUCAAACUUUAACUUACCUGAAAAUCGAUGUCUCUGUCAUCCUGACAUUCCUAUGCAAUUUUGUGUUAAUGUUCCAUAUUCCUAAAUCAAGUUCCGAUAGGUUUCCUUCCCUCUUCAGGGUUGCUUUAAGAGUGGUUCCUGUAGCUGGAAAAUGCUAUUGUGGAAUGAUGGGAUUCCAAGGUACCAGCAUUUUCUGGAGCUGGAUUUAAAACAAACAAACAAACAAACACACACCCUGGCAACAAGAAUUUUUAAUCUUUUGAGCAAGCUGUGCUCAAAUACUUUCACAUGUGUGCAUGUGUUGGAAUACUUUCCAAAGUCAGCCGUUGGAUGCUAAACAGAAUAUUGGAACAUAACCCCCAAACUCCUGGAUCUCUUAGCCAAGAGUGAUCUAAUAAAUGAAGCAAGUUACUAUCAGGAAAACCUGAGAAAUAGUGCUUACCCUUUUCCAGUUUAUUAUAUUUGCAAAACUCAUGGGACAUUUUCCCCCCUGUCUCCCUCCCAAAUCUCUACUUUCAACAGCUAUCCAGCACAAAACCAGAGUGGUUCCGGAGGGCUGAGAAAACCCAGCCUGGUCAGCCCAAGCCACCCUCCACCAGCUCCACCUAUUGGCUCGCCACAGGGUGCCAGGCCAGGAUUUGCACCACCUCCUGCACCGCCGCCACCACCGCCGAUGAUUGGUGUUCCUCCACCGCCUCCACUGUCAGGCUUUCCAACUGCAGGCAUCCCACCUCCACCAUCUCCACCCUCAUUCCCACCUCACCCCGAUUUUGCUGCCCCUCCUCCUCCACCACCUCCAGCAGCAGAAUACGCUGCUGUGCCUCCACCCCUGGUACCCCCGCCAACAGGAGGUGCACCGCCCCCUCCUCCGCCCCCACCCCCUCCUGGCCCACCUCCAUCGUCUUUUGGCGGCAUGGAUGGGCCAGAAACCCAUCUUCCACAACCAGAUUCGGGAUCAUCCAAGGCCAAGUCCUCAUUGCCUGCUGUUAGUGAGGCUAGGAGCGACUUGCUUUCUGCUAUCCGUCAAGGUAAGUCUCUUCUCAUUUUGCAUAUCCUAAGUUUUAAUGCCUGAAACAAGACCAAUGGAUUGAGAACUUGGAGUCCUCCAGGUGUUUUAGAGCGCCCAUCAGCCUCAGCCAGCAUGCCUAGUGGUCAGGGAUUAUGAGAGUUGUGGUCCUGCAAUGUCUGGACUAGACAUUUCACGUGUGUGUGUAUUUUGGUGGGUCUUACUGGAGCUGCUAGAUGCCUAGUCAUUUAGCAAAUGUGUACUGGGAAUACUUGCAACAAACGUUCCUUUUUCACUGCAGUGAGGGCAUCCUCUUUGAACCUUUGCAAUUUAGCCUGUUUGUAACUGCCUAUCACGUGUCCUAAGCUGAGAAAGCAGUGAAAGAGCCACACUUUUUUACUCUCGUUUCCUUAUUACUCAUUUGAAUUCUUCACUGCCAGUGAACCAAAUUGGUUCAGACUAUAGCUGUAGCGGAAUAUUAGGACCAGUUGAAACUUUAAAAACUGCAAGUCUAAGUAACUGCUGGUUUUUGUCUUUUCAAAGGCUGAUUGUUGCUGCUUUAUCCCAGUAUGCUUUACUUCAACCUGAGAUCCUUUGCUCUUAACAUAAUUAGUCUUCAAUAAGCUUUCUGCACCACAGUCUUCAGAUGAUCAUGUAUUAGGCCCCUGCUAAGUCCUGCACCAGCAACAUUUGUUUUUUAAAAAAUCAUCUCUCUUGAGAUCUAGCUUGUUUUUGUUUGUUUGUUUUCAGUUGGCCCUAAUAAAGCUAUUUCAUAUUACUCCCAUGUCUGCCCCUCCCCCGACACUGAGCAGCCCUUAUGGGGCAGUCCCACAACAUUACCAAAGACCACUGUUCCUGGAAGGACCACCUCUAACCUUUUCUUUCCUCCCUUGAUAGGAUUCCAGCUCCGUAAAGUAGAAGAGGAGCGUGAACAAGAGAAGCGAGAAGUUGUGGGCAAUGAUGUGGCAACCAUCCUCGCCCGCCGCAUCGCAGUGGAAUACAGCGAUUCCGAGGAUGAUUCUUCAGAGUUUGAUGAGGACGACUGGUCCGAUUAAACACCAGCCCACCAUUUGGGGGUGGGGGGAGUGGGUUUGAGAGAAAACUUAUAUAACUUCUGAGAUUGCCAAAACCAUUUCCCCCUUAUUUUUCUCUCUCAUCCAGUAACCAAAGAUCAAUGUGCCCAACUUCCAAGUAACUACCAGCCUCUUUCCAUUGUUGGGAUUUGUGCCUCCUUCCAGCAAGAAGGAAACUGAAACUAACCCCAGAUCUCCAUAUUCUCAGGGUCCUAAUCAAAAAAAUCUGCUCUCUUGGGGUUGGGAGAUAAUUUCGUAAAAACAAAGCAAAAGAACAUUGCCUGUCCUGUUGUAGUCAGUAUGUGUUGGUUAAAAUGAUGGGCAUCUUGAAGGGCAAUAAAACUUCCAGGCGAUGCUCUUCCGCUUUACAGCUUUACAGUGUGCAUUGGAAAUACUCUGCAAGCAGCCGGUGAUUUGCCUUAUCCAGUCAAAUCGGAUUUGAAUUUCUAUUCCCAACCCAUCCCAUCAACAAUCUCCAGUAUGCUCAAUUCAAAAUGUAAAGCCCAAUGUUCAUGAGAGUUGCACUAUAUACAGAACAGUUACUCUCCCCCCCCCCAAAAAAAACCCUCCUGUUUCGACAGUCUGAGGUGUGACCCAGAGGUCAUAGAUCCUUUUUGCCCAGUUCCAUAUUGCCAAGCUGGUUUCACUAAUGAUAGAAUUAGUACCUGCUACAUGGGCAAUAACUUUCUGCCCUGUUCCCCAAAUAGAAAGCAAUAAGCACUGGGCAUGAUUUUGUUUUGCAGACAAUAUAGCUGCAUCAUCUUGGUCUGUUGGGGGCCAAAAGUGGAGCAGAUUGGUUGCACAUCCGUUUCAAAAUUAUGAGACUCUAACAUCCUAUAUUAGAGGCUGAGCAGCAGCAAUUUCAAGCCAUUGGCCCAAGCUCUCUGUCUCUUCAGGCAUCACAUGGGGACUUUGAGGAUUAAAAAGUUGGUCAUCUCUAUCUGCCUAGUCUGCUUCACUAGCUUGCUUUAAUCCUUCAGCAGUUAGUUCCAAGGUCUAUAGCAGCAGCUUUAGAUCCCCUUACCUCUUUUUAGACAGGUGCCUUUUUACAUUAGCUUUUCUGGGUCAAGAGCUCUGGAUACAUUAGCUUCUCUGGGUCAGUUAGCUCCCUUGGCUAAGAGCUGGUGUGCAGAAGGUCCUUAAAUUUAUCUGGGGAUCCUGGUUACUGGAAUAAUGACAGCCACUCCCAUAAUGAGGGUGCUUGUUCUGGGUGCUAAUUGGGAGCUCUCCUUUUUUUAACCUGUUUGAAAUUCUUUACCUUUCCACAUUCCUCUCCUCCUUUUUCACACUGUGACAUGCCUUGUAACAGCUUUCGUACACCAAAGGAAAGGUGUCAUCUUGUUUCUUUCUGUCUCAUGCUUCCAACCCUUUAUUACAUGUCCUUUUUUUUAAGGGUGUCUGAUGCCAGAGCUUAGUGUUUUGUUUUAGCCAAGGGACCAAAGUAUUAAAAGCAGGCACAAAUUUGUUUCGGACUGAACUCAGAGUCCCAGCGAGGGAGCGGGGAGAAUUUGUAUCUAAACUACACUAUGAGGUUCCUUCAGACAUUCCCUGAUGGAAGGCUGGUGCUUUUUGCUUUUGGUGCAGAGCUGCUUUAAGCAUUAUGUUUCCAUUGUCUUGAUAAAAAGGAGACAAUAGGCUCUUCACUGGUGGCUUAGCACUCAGUGUUAGAACACAGGAUAUUUGUAUCAUAAAAAGGCAGGGGGGAGACAGGGUGCGGCUUUCACAUAGACCAUGCAUCCUGGAAGCUGCUGUGUCUGCUGUGAUUUGGAACACUGAGUUUCUUGUUCAGGCACCAAGAUCAGCAGCUGGCUUAUAAUGUCUGUUGUAUAAUGUGCCUUGCAGUUCUUCCCAGUCUUUGCUCUCAAAAUCUAUGCAACAGAACCUGCAGCUUUGCACUAGCAUAACUAUUUAGAGAUGGCAUUUGUGUGUCUGGUUUUCUGUCUAAGGCAGUGUUAGCCAAACUUGGCCCUCUAGCUGUUUUGGGACUACAACUCCCAUCAUCCCUGACCACUGGUCCUGUUAGCUAGGGAACAAGUAAUACUCUCUGCAAAGCCUAGUGUACACAUUAAGGAUCACUAAAAAUGGGCUGGUUAUUCAUGGACUUUCUACGCCCAUUAUUUUGUAAUCAGGUCAAUGGUAGUUAGCGUGGCAGUCCACCCCACCCCACCCAGUGGCUGGUUGCACACUGUCUAGCAGCUUGAAGUUUGUAAUCGCGUGAACAGAAAUAGGAGUAGUGGCCAUCCUUAAUUGUGCAGAAUAAACGUGAACUUCUCAGCAUGCGCUUGGACUUCUAAAGGUUUUAUAGUGGUGAUGAUAACUUUCUGCAGUCUUCAGAUGUGGAUAUAACAUAUGCACAAAGCAAUUCAUUUUAAGAGUUGAAAAAUAAGUUACCUGUAACCAGUGCUAUUUUUCUAGAAAAAGAGGUACCGGAACUCACCAUGAACACCUCCCUUGUUCUCUUAUAAUGCCAGUGGCGCCCACCUGAGAGGUGCUGGAACUGAGUUCCAGUGAGUUCCAACUGGGAAAAAAGUCAUGCCUGUAACUCAGGUUCUCCCUGCUAAAUCUGUGUCUGCUGCUUCCCUUUGAAAUGGGCAGCAUGAUGCAUUGGAGAAUGACAUGCAGCCAAUGGGGGUUUAAGAUGAACGGUUUAAAAUAAGAGAUUGUUUGACAAGAUUGUAUCAUUGGGGCUUGUGAACCUCUGGCUGCAGCCGUGUAAUGGGGGCUGUCAAAAUACUGAACAGCCUGCCCCAUUUUUGCAGUAGAAACAGGUAUCAGGCUUUCUAAAACAAAUCACGCUGUCUCCUCUUGAAACAUCUGCUAGUGUGUGCUGGUAACCAAAAUGGAAACAAGAUGUGUGUCCGGGAUGGUUUCCAUCAGUCAGUUGGCUUUUUUUAAAGCUAUUUUGACUGUAGAAUCACUUGUCUAUCAUGGGUGUUGUGUGGUUUCUGUUGAUUGGUUUUUAACCCCUUCUUGAGGGUUCUUAAAUUUUACUUAGCAGUCUUCUAGAGUAGAGUGAUAGGGAACAGCCAUUGUUCAGUUAAGUGAAGGGGGGGAGCAAAUUUCUUGAAAACCCUUAUGCUUGAGCCUUUUUAGGCCCCAGGACUCUUAAGCACAUCCAAUAGAACUGUGGUACCACCCAUUGCAUUCUGCAGAAAGCUUGCCAGUUACUCUGCCCCCUUCUCUUUUACUUCACAGCACAUUUCCGAGUCAGUCCUUUUUCAAGCUCUUUAAGCCUUUGCUUUUAAAGUGCUCUUUCUCUUCUUCCUUGGCUCCAGUUUUCGACCACAGCCACCUGGGAUGCAGAGUGUUCGGUCUUAAACCUCUUCUACAGCCAAUGAAUUUCCGCUUCUUUCCUUGCUUCUCCAUCACCGCUGACCAAACCCAAGGAGAAAGACCCUUGAAUGUCCCAGAGGCCACAAGCAGCCUUUCAGUUCUCUAAAAUGUGCCUCCUUUUGAACUACAUGCUUGGGGAAAGGAGAGAGUGUCCUUUUUGACAAGCUGUUCAUGCCUUCAGAGACUCUCAAGCUGUUCUGUGUUUGAUUUUCUUUUGUAUGUACCUUAAAAAAAAUCUUUAUAAAGUGUGGGGUGGGAUAAGGGUCUGAUUAUAUAUUUUUUUUUGUAUUGCCGCUUUUAACACAAUUCAUUUUAAAUGAUUUUUUAAAAACUAACCAAUUUCUUUUUGUUUCCUGUCUAGGCUUUGAUAAGUGCCUUAUUUUGUAUGACACAAAUAUAUUUAUAAGAGUAAUUAUUUCAUGUGUAUUGUUAGGGGCUCACCUAAACAAAAGAUGGAAUGCUGAAAGAAACCACCUUUAAUUCUCCCCCUUCCCCAGUUCCCCUGGUGGAUUUUACGGUAGAGAAACAUCAUUAGAUGCGCCUUGGUAUCUGUGGGUUAUCAGUGGUUGGUAUCGGUGGUUUCCUUCAGCAGUUAUGACUGGAGUUGCUUGAUUCUUACUGGGGGCAAAAUAUUCUUAUCAGACCAAGAGUUGGUUCACAUGCUUCUGAGUGGUAGGCACAAUGGCUGCUGCCAUGUUUUCCCAGAUUGAUCAUCAUGUAUAUUUUCACAUGCUUAUUGAAUAAUGAGGCAUGUGGUCAGACAACCAUUUUUGUUGCUGUACAUGCAGAACUUACUAGAUGCCCAGAAACUGGCUGUUGCCAUAGAUCCAGUGGUUGUGUGAACUUGCCCUUGGGUGGCGCUAAGAAAAUAUUGUCUGAUCUUACCAGAAAAUGCUAUAAUGAGCCCACCCUUGUUCAACACUGAGGCCAGUAACGGCUCGAUGGUGAGGUGCCAAAUUUUAGUUUGUCCACCUUGGGUGAGGAGGGAAGUAACAUUGCUUUCCUUCAUUACCUUCAAACAGAAUUUGGCCCUCCUUGUUCAUCUGAUUAUUAUUUCUGCUACAGUUCUUAAUCCAGACUUUUUAAAUAAUUGCUUUUAUAAACUCUUCCAGUCUUCUCUCUCUCUCUCUUUUCUUGAGGGACUUUUUGUAAUGUACAUGUGAUUAAAAAAAAAUACUUUUUACCAUGUAAACUUUAAAGAAAUGAUAAAUUCUUUCUAGCCAAUCAAAAGUUGUGUUCAUAUUACUUGGAAGUGGAGGGGCGGAUGAUACGUUUGAGGUAGGAGAAGUGUAAGAUGCUUUCUCCUUCAUGCUCAGUCUGAGGAUUGAAAAGGCUCUUAAACUGCUGUUGUGUCUAUGCAAACUAAACUUAAAAAGGAGGUCACCUUCCUCAGCCUCCCUGUGCUCAUAAUGCCCCAAAUAAAUAGCUAACCUUGUCAUUUGUUUCCAGGAAAUUCUAUCUGUCAAAGCAAAAAUGGUCUUGCCAGAUCAGAUCAAGACUGUCUCAUGCAGCAGUUCAUCUCCCAACAGUGGCCAGCCAGAUACCUUGAAGUUCACGGGUAAUAGCUGUGCCCUGUUUGCAAUAAGAAUGCACUGCCUUCAGUCACGAAAGCUCUGUUUUUGGCUUUGUCAUAGCUAAUGCACAUUGAUAAGUCUAUUUUCUGCACAUUUGUCUAAUCCUCAGCAAAAAACAACCAACCCACAUCAACCAUAUGUGUAGCAGAAAUUCCGCUUAGCCUGGUCGGUGUCUGUAAGAUUGAGGGUGGUCCAAAGCUUAUUUUAGGCGGAGAUACAUAAAACUUCAGCUCAUAUGCAGGUUGUUUGUGCAACUCUGUUGAAUCUGGGACUGGCACCUAGAAACAGACUUCAGUUAUGCACGUUAUCCUUAACACACACAUCUCCCUAAAAGAUUUUUAAGACGUCUGGAGUGACUCGUGAAAGAGGCCUGGACUCCGCAAGGCAAACAGAGAGAAUUCUGCAUUUACAGAAGAAUGUCCGUAGUGGUUUCCCAAGUCCAAAAUACAACUUUUCAUGUUCCUUCCUUGCCCUUGUCACUGUUCCUAAUAAAUCCUCGCUUGCUUUUCUCUC
Podarcis lilfordi (Lilford's wall lizard) is the source of this 46020-nucleotide messenger RNA. The record is from the annotation of a GenBank genome assembly. NCBI's taxonomy places the organism in Eukaryota, Metazoa, Chordata, Lepidosauria, Squamata, Lacertidae.